AUGGCGGACACCGCCAAUGUCCCCAAAGUAAAGGAAAAACAAAUUAUCUCUCUGGCAUUGCGGGAAGAAGCGCGCCAACGGGAGGCCGCAAUAGCGAACCCCUUCUUGCCGGCCUAUGUUUCACCAACGGUAGACACCACGCAGACUGAAACACAUGGCAUGCGGAACGACCCUCCCCUACUGCCGAUUCCAAUUCUGGCAAACGAGGGUGAUGUGAAGGCGAAAUUUAGAAACCUGCGGGAGCAUUUAAAGACCAUGCCCUUCUUUAUAAUUGACCCAAAGGGUAGGUAAAGCGAUCGGGGAGAUAAUUCGUUUUCUGGUGUUUCCACCCGGAAGUUCUGAUUCUUUGUAGGACGUUGGUUUAUGCAAAGCAGAUUAAAGGAUAGAAUUUGUCAUCGUACGCACAGUUAAAUUUUUAAUGCUAUCCAUUAUAUUACAUGUCCUAUAUAACAGAAAUAUUUACACAUUUACGUAGUGACUUUCGCUAGUACACUUGCUGCUCCAUGCUUUUCAAACUCACUAGCCUGCUUUUAAAGUGUUUAUUACAAUAUGCUUGUGGCCAGCUCCACAAGAGAACGCAAACAGGUCACCCGAAGAAGGUAGAAUAUCGAGUGUAAUCCUAGGAUUUAUAUACGUGAGCGUCCGAGGAAGUUUGCGAAUUCAUAAUUCUGACUUGUGUUCUAUGGUGACAACGGCGAUUAUGGUGUUGGUGAGAGGAUAAAGGGGAUAAUAAUAAUAAUGGUCGCGGGUGUCGUGGUUGUCUUUGGAAAGAAUAUAGAUCGAUCAGGUAUGCACGUUAGAAUGCGGAGAGGUUAUCAGUUAUUGAUUUCUUGACUUCAGCAUUUGCAAAAUCCGUAUCGCCAUGGGUGUACUCCAUUACGUACAGUCGUUUGUGUAUUCAUCAGUCUAUUGAUUUCGAUGCUGUCUCGUGGAAGCCCGUUCGUCAUAUCUUAUCUCGGAGGGGACAAGAAGCAGGGUAUACAGAACAUAACCUUGCUGAGCUUCAAGUAAUUCCAUAGAAAGAAUGUACGGAUGACCAAGACUGGACUAGGAAUCAUGUCGCACAUUAUGCUAUGCUACUUUUGUUUUGGGGCAAUUUUACCUAUCGUCACUGGCUGAAUAACACUGGCGAGUAGGUGAAGAGCAUAGCUAAUGCUAGUAGCUAUUCGGCCACUAGCCUUGUAGAUUCAGGUCUGGGAUGUGUUUUGCGCUAAAAGGACUCUUUAGCAAGCUAAGUAAUAUAAUGCGAACGCCAGCAAAAAGAUCACGCGGCUGACGCGCAUUCUGAAGUGUCUCGCAGCCAGAAAAUUAACAGCAAAACCUAGACUACCAGGCGACAUGCAUCUGCCGACCACUCAAGUUUAAUUAUUUUUUGAAGGUUAUAAAUUGAUAUGAUCAUGGAUAAUAUAAAAAACCUUAAGAAAAUUUUCAGUGGUAUAAAAAGGCUUAGGUGCACCGUUUUAUUUCUGUGGAUGAGUCGACUCCAUAUUACGUAAAAUUCUGUUUUGUUUGUCUGAAUUAUUCCCUUCAUGGUUGUCUACAGCCAUUGCUUCAUCCGUGAUGUAUUCUAUGCUAUUGAAAUACUCUUGCCUUCAUCUUUCUAUGCCCUUUACUUGGCCAACCUGCUUUCUGGGUUUACAGUCGAUUUCAAUUUGAGAAACAAAUUUUCAUAUACAUGAAUUCUCACCCACCGAGGGAGAGGAUAUUUUGCCAUUAAAUCUACUUUCUUUGUUGAAAGUUUGACAAGUUCGUUUGCUUAUUUCGAUAUUUCAGCCUUAGAUCAGAGACUUUAAUCCAACAGUUAACACCGAAUAAAAGUCAAUAUGUAUCUUAGUCCCUUAAGAACAGAUUACAAGUAAACUAUGAAGGCAUCGAACUGUAAACUUGCCUCCUUUGUUAGCGUAAAAUUGAAAGGUUUUGGCGGUACAUAUUUUACGCAAAACAGGUCCAUUGUUAAUAACCGCCGGUCACUUCUCUUCAUUGCUGAGUGUCAAGAAGUCAUAAAAAAUUUUGAAAUUGACCCACAUGUAAGGCAUUUGUGUCACCGGUCAUCGUUAAGGAAAAUUUCAUGGCCAAUCACAACUCAUUCUGAUUACCUUGGGGCACCACUCUGGCAGUAACGACAGUCCACUGAGUAGCAUCUGGGGUAAAGGAGGAGCAUGCGAUUUACGCAAACUUGUAAGCGUCAGGAAUAUUUGUGACCUAAGGUCAAUAAACCGUGAAAGCCAGUACUUAUUAAUCUUGUGGUGAAAUAGGGCCAAUACUGGGGCAGUUGCGAGACCUCACUGGCAGUGAGCAGUCAAACCUAGCUAAAAUCCGCAGACAGACCUCCUAACCAAAUGUUCCCCUUACUCUGAAUAACUCAGUCUCUACUUAAGACCGACAAAUGUUUACUACAACAAAAUAUGGUUGAAAGAGAAAACGAGGAUGUCGACAACUGCUAUGGUACGAGGUUGACUAAAUUUCCGAUUUACCCCUAAAAGGAAGGAGUGAAAAAUCUACCUAUGUUGAUGAGGAAAUAUGGAAUCUGGACAGCGCUGGGAUUAAAUAUUGGCUGUAAAAAGCUAGAAAGACAUGAUGCAAUUGUGUCAUAUGCAGUAUGACCAAAUUUCGCCCAAUGACUUUCCCUUUUGCUAGUCGUAUUCUAUUCCCUGUACGUAGUAUUUGACAUUUCGGUAUACUUCUUCUUCUCUAUUCCUGUUAUAUACGUCACUGAGUCUCCUCUUAAUACCGCUGAGAAAUGUACGGUUUUCCGUGCGCGGAAAAUAUAUAACUUGUCGUUUGGAAAGCCUAAAGGCAAGUGUAACGGCAGGUCGGGUUCGACAUCAUUCGGGAACUGGGAACGUUUUUGAAAACCGAAUUAUAUCCUUCCUUCGAGUAUAGAAUUAGAGAAAGGGGUAAUUUUCUACCGAAUGAGCAAGAGAAUGAAUAUUUUUAUACACGUUUUCCACGAAGUAUAAUUGAAUCUUUAAGGCCAUCGAAAAUUAAUAAUUAAAAUGCAUGCUACGGAUUAUUGUUUUUGCCUGCAGUCGGAAAGAAUUCCGUUCGAAAGCAGGCAUCCUGAGGUAACUGGAAUAUUAUAAAACUAUGCUGCAUGAUGGCGAGUUUUAAACGUUAUUUACUUAAUCCUUUCGAAACGAAACCGCAUUUCAGCAUUCUGGCUAACAUUGCGUGAGUUAGCAUGCCUACUGUACUCUCACUUUCAUCCGCCCAUGUUGCAGAUGAUAUUUACUCCACCUAUGCAAAUAUUGCAACGUGGACUAUAUGGGCGAGUUAAGGACUGGUUGUAAAAGUUAUUCAGGGGCAAAGUUCAGCCAUCCCGUUACUAUUUAACCAUUUGCAUCAAACAGACCCGGUAAUCAGAGAAACAAAUUCCUUUUCCUUCACCGGAACUUUCACCAGUGUCCAUUAGACCGGACUGACCCAAAUUGUUCGUUUCACAAGGGGUGCUUUUAAUUGUCGAUUUCCUCGUCAAACUUGUCGUAGUACAGAUUAUUUACCCUGGUUUUCGGCUUUACGUUCAUGAAUUUGUGAAAACAUAAAAGGCAGAUAUUUCGUCAAACUCCGCCUGUUUCAAAAAUGCACUUAAAGAACUUAUGUCAUAACUCAUGUCUUGGGAUGGGAAGUUUGAUGGUUAGUGUAGAAAGGCAAGACUGGUCUAUUGUUUACCUAUACCAAGUGCAUUGACAGCAUAACGGUCGGAAAAGUGUCGUUGGUGAGAGCAGUACCCUGGAAGCAACUGGCUUAUUUAUACCGCAGAGGUUCGCACUAGUAAAUCAUUUGCAGUGAAGUGAAGUGAGACCGCAAUACUACAAUUUUGUCGGCCUCAUAGUUGCCGGAUCUAUCGUGAGCCUAGUGUUUCCAAUAAACUGCAACUGGCAAUGCGAAAACAGUCCUGCGAGUUGAAAACAGGCGCAUUUCUGUAAGAUGCAUGCUCAACUCACUCUUUUAACUAUAGUGAACUGAGUAGCUCAUGAAGUAAUGACUGAAAUACGGCAUCAUUUAAUGGUAUGCCCCACGUCUCAAGAUUCUGGGUCUUUGAUGAUAAUUUCCUCAGUCACUUGAAAACCCACACAAACCAGAAAGCGCUGACUUGCACAGUUAACACUCUUCCCAUCGAUUUUUAACAUCGGUCUACAAGCUACCAUAUUUUGUUUUUGAAUGCAUGUAAGAUUCGUCUUUUGAUCCUCAUUUAAAAAACACUGUCAUGCUUUUAUUUUUACUUUAGGAGAUCAUUUCGUUUGUUUGUGGGUGAAGUGUUCCUACCGCAAAUUAUUUUAAAUCUAAAUUGUUAUCUAAUUUGCGCAAAGAACAUUCAAAUUACGUGGCAUAUAUUUAGGUUAAGCAAAAUCAGAUAUUGUUUAUGCUGCUAGGACGAGGCAACCCAGUGUCCCCAUUUUUGUUAGAUGUGAAUACCGAUAUGCGUUUGAAAGACAGCAUCAAUAAGCGCGCAGAUACUAUGCUUCUAGCUUGAUUAAUUAAGUGUCUGAGAGUUUCAUACAUCCAUACGCUUAAAAAGUGUUGUAUGCUAUUCCUUUAUAAAUGCAGAUUGGCCAUAAUAAACUUCCUUCAAAGGAAUAAAGAACAGGAAUUUUCGGUGCAUUCUUGGAAAAGCGAUUAUUAAGUUCAUGCGUGUAUCAAAAAUCAGUGAAAAACGCAAUACAGAAGUCACCAUUUUAUCGAAUGUGAUUUUUACAGAUGACGCAAAAGACGGCCACAGAAGCCAGCACCAUGUCGUGAACAAAGUAGCUUAGGCUCAUUUCGUACCUAGGCGGCGCUGCAGACAACUCAGCUAAUAUAUCUAAUCGGAACCAUAUUUUCGGCUCUACGUCAACAUCAAUUUAGUUUCUUCACUUAUCGUAUAUUAACUGUAAAGAAGUGAGAAUGAAUACAAAGAGAAGAGAUGGAAAACUUGUAAUUAGACGUUCUACAGGCAACAUUUGGGACAAGAUUUAUGCAAAAAAUAGUCGUGUCUUGCAGUCUGCAUCCUUAAAUAAAAGAACUACCGCAGUCUAGAGCCUGAAACCAUUAAUGGAUAUCCCAGCGAGUUUACAGAAAAUUUCGUAUAUGUCGUCUAAUAAUAAACAGUAUGCGAAUACUAUUGCGAUACUAACGGACACCCCUCAAAAUCUGGUUUAACCUGAUACAUUAACAUGCUGUUCAUUAACCGGAUGUUUUUCUCAAAUAAAAUUGUGUACUCCAGACAACUCAUUUACUUUAUCAGCGCUCUCGAUAUUUUGGUGGAAUGUUAACUCCAUUAGUGAUCGUACAUUGCAUUUGAGGAAGCAUUUGCCGUUAUAGGUCGACAGAAACUAAUUUUUUUCUUAAUCCAAACGUAUUGCAAAAUGUUAUUUUUUGCUUUUAAAGGACUACUUUCAUUGUACCAUAUUUAUAAGAUUUUCACAUAAACGAACCUACAUAUUCGCUGAAAAUGUCUCCUUCAUGGGAUAAACCUGUGACUCAGAAAAUUCUUAUUUAAAGGGAACACAUUAAGGUGUACUUAUUACAUAAAGAUUAUAUUACAGGCUCACCAGCAACCCAGCCACACUGGAGUAAUCCCGUUCUCUGAUAUUUAGAUUCAAAAUUUCAGUUAACUAUUUCUAUACUGCACACCCCAACGACUCUUAAUUCCAACCGACAAAGUCCUGUUGCAAGGACCAGAGUUACUCACCUGUUACUUCCCACACAUCCAUCCAUCUAUUUAAAUGGCCCAUUGAUAUUCCUUGUUGACGCGAUCAGGUUUCGACUAAUCCCCUAACUGUUCCUUCAAUUAAGAGUAGUGUCGAGGCUGGAUUAGACAAAUGGACCAUCAACUCCAAUCUAACCAUGUUUAAAGGAGUCUAGACUCGACUGUUACGUAAAUAGUUGUGAUGUUUUGAGCUUUCGCAGUCUGCGGAAUUGAGAACUUAUCAGAAAGGUUGGAGGGCAGACAAAGAUUCCAUAGCCAUCUCUUACAGUUUUCAAUCAUUCUGUUGUGGACAAUCAGUCUUUCUAUUAGAAUCAUAUUGAAAAUGCUCAUUCAAGCUAUAUGUAAAAAAAGCAAAUCUCGUAGGUGGGAAAUGUGGGAUACUGAACAGAAUCCAACGGUGACUUCUCUCAUUUACGCAGGUGGCCCUGUUUAGUAACUAUCUUGCCCACAACAGUGGACAGAUAAACCGAUGUUUUUUAUUAAAAUUCGUAUAGCGAGAAAGUGUUAUCAGAAUCUUAGAGGAGAAUCUAUAAAAUUGUAAAGUACUAGUUCUUUUCUCUGUUAUUACAAUCUGCAUGUCGAGAGUUUGCCUUUGCAUCCGUUAGAUAUCUUAGCUCUCCUUGGAACAAGGAUGAAACGUGUUUUAUUUAAAAGAUGCGAUCUUGGAACAAGAAGUUUAUUUAGCGUUCCGGAUCCCCACUCGAACCCAUCAUCAGGAACAACCAGAAAUAUGUUUCAUUACUUUUUAAGUUAGCUCGCCACCUUUAUAAGCCUGGAGUUUUCUUUUUUAUUUCCAGGUUAUAUCCCCAAUAGUGAAAUUAGAAAGUGGCUAGAUGUCUGCCUCAAACAAUAUGAAACGGUAAGUUAAAUUUCUUGCUUCAAUUACGUAGAUUGUGAAUUUUCCUUAACACGAGGCAUGAACUGGGGUUUAAACAUCAGACAAUCUUACUCGGCUGGAAAAAAUGCUAAAGUUCAGUAGAGUUGUUCGAUGUUCGUUGUCAUUAAGUGAUGGAUGUUUGAAUAGAUGUUUAGUGACAACAGUAAGUGACGGCCUUUAUUUCAGUUUUAUAAUCCACUGUAUUAAUAUAAGAUGCUGCCACGAUGUCGAUGGCGUUGAGUAAAAUGCAUGUUGCCUAGUUUUAAUCGGACACAAGCAUGGUCAUUGCAAAUACUUAUAUUCUGGUCUGUAUCAAGCUACCUCUUCCGAUCUUUUUAAUAGCUGCAGACAAGUAAACUUGUCUGGAGCAAGCGAAGGAAAACAUUCAGCUACGUUAUAGAAUUAUGGACGGUCUAUUUAAAAAACAAUCUAAAGCCUAUAAUUUCUGCGAAUUAUAUGCGCGAUUUGCUUUUGGAAGAAACUUGUCGGCUUAUAUGUAAUACUUGCUAAUUCCAGUCAUGGAGUAGUCGUUUUUAAUGCAGGCUGUGUUCCUAGCUACUCCCCCUAUUCUCUUGUCCGCAUUUUGAGAAGAAAUGCUGAUUGUCAAGAAGUAAUUUUCAUUUGGGUGCCAUGUUCUGAUUUUUGCUGGCAGGCAUUUGUACGGUCUUGAUUUACUGAAGUACAGAUAAUGCUGUUCUGAAUUAUUGGGUCAUUACCUAUUUCCAAGCUCGGAAAUGCCAGCAAUGCUAAGAAAAAUGAAGCUCCAGUUGUCCACUAUUAAAAAGUGACUUUAUAUUUUAAAUCUGCCUGCAUACCAUAGAAAAGCUGUGUGAAUGGAGAAAUCAUAAUAAUUAGUAUGGAGCUGUAUGGUAUUUCAUCUAAUAUUGGACGGCUACUUUAGCUCGGAUAUAUUUCCAGCUAUCUUGUAGAUUUCGUUCGAUAUGGAAAACAUUGACAAAAACGUGUAUUUAUUGAUUGAUUUUCGUCUUUGAAGGAAUGCUCACCUACGUAAGGCCUAUGUAGUAAAUUGCAUAUUUUGAGGUUCUGAAUUAGAUUUGUAAAACGGUUUAAAGAACGAAUUUUUUUGGCCCUUGCAGUACGGUGUUAGUCUAAUUACUACAGGUCUUAAGGGAUGGUGGUGGGACAUAUCAAGUGUUCCAGACAAUUUUCAAAAUGCUACAAUUUCUUCCGAAAGCGUACUUGUUAACAUGCCUCCUAAGCAUGUUGAAGAGCUGCGAAAUAGGCAGAACCAAGGUUCGUUUCUUGGGUUUAUACUACAAGUAGGCGAUAUAUAUUCUAGUGUUUAUUCCAUCAAAUUGCCUGCCUAUGUAUCAUGCGCCGCUGUGCGGCUGCUGGUUGGGCUCGAGAGAGAGCCGUUAAGGCACAACCGAGCGAGUGAGUUCCGUAUGAACGAUCGGUGAGCGCCCCCUACCAUUUUAUAUUCCCGAUCGAAAACCGACAGGGCAACGAGCUCGUGGCCCGGUGGAUAGAGGCGUGGACUUCUAAACCAACAGGUCGCGAGUUCGAGGCUCGGGUGUUCCACACUUCGGGCUUGGGUAUGGCCGGCUGACGACGGCUAAUAAGCCAGAAAUGGCCAUUCCAGUCUCCCUUGUCUUUGUCGGUAAUGAAAUUCUGCAUAAAGGGAACCUUUCACUUUGCUCUAGUAGGCAUAAGUGACGGGGUAAGGCUGUUAAACUAUUCGAAUGAUGUCUACCGUGUGCCCCGCAACAUUGUGGGCGGAGGAAGGAUGACCCGCGUGUGAGUUUGUCGAUAGCGAUAGCAGACUUGCGCUGCAUCUAUCGCCCACCACCUCCUCCCUCACCCUCCAGAGUCCACUCUCAAGACCGAAUCAAGAAGGCUGGAGGCAGGAUUGAGCACAGUGACUGACAAAGUUAAGCAGUCCCUCUGUGCAUGCCACACACGCCUGGUCAGCUCACAUUGGAUCAGGGUUUCAUUGAAACAAGAGAAGGACGGCCCCGAUCCCAAUAAGUUAUGAUAGCCGUAGACGCCAUGUUAAGAGGGAGCUAUUGUACCCUCACUCCGACCGAAGAGGACCGCGUUAUCCCAUCAGUUCUCAGCCUUCCAGGCCAGGGGAAUCACUUUUGAUGAUGAAAUUAGUACAAGCGCCUUGACGUUUUCCUCUUGGAAGGCGGUAUUCAAGAGUUGACAAAGCUAGUAUGUCGUAUUUCGCGUCUUUGCAACCUAGAAACUACGCUCAAGGGCUUUAUCUCUUCGAAAACGUAUUUAGAAAGUUUAUUUGGUGCGUCACUCUUUUCCUCUUUUACCCCAUGCCUUGACUUUCCAUGGGAGCUUUCAAAUGGGAGGUAGUAGAUUGUUUUGGGCAUUUAAAUAACCGUUACAUGUGGAUUAUUUUGCUUAAGAUAAAAGGUAACCAACUGCGGGGCUCACAAGCGCAAAACGGCACAGUUAGUGUUAGGACAAAUUAUAAGGUGCAUUCCGGUUUUAUUUAACAAAGGGCUAAUGAACAAAUACCAUUAUACUGAGCCAUUCCGACGUUCACAGUGCUGUGUGUUUUAAAUUUAAACUAAUCCUUAUAAAUAAGGUUUGUCAAAAAUGCGACCGUCCUCGCAUUGUACACCACAGAUUGCCCUUGGAAACUGGCGAUAUUUGAGCAUAUUUCUAGCAUCCCAACGUUUAGGUUUCGAUUACAAACAUUGUCCUUUUUCAGGACAUGCGAGGUAUGUUGUUUUCAGUUGUUUUAAGUUCCACACUCCCCCGAGGUUUGAAGAUUCUUAUAGAUGCUGCUUUCAGAGCCCAUUCAUUAAUAGUUUUUUCAGGAUCAGAUAAGUGUAACUUCUCUUUUUCGGCCCAUGACUCGCAGCUAGUAUUUUUUAUCUUCAAUAGCAUGUUAUGUUGAACAGCUUUCGGCCAAUUUCCAGUCUGACAUACGUUAACAUAUUUUAGAAUAUUAUGUCGGAACAGUUUUUACUUUCCAAAAUCGAAUUAAGGAAACCUCUGACAACAAAUAAUGAAUGACGCAGCACGUGUAACUAUAAAUGCAAGAACUGGGACGGCUUGAAUUUCCAAAGCAUGUUUCAUCGACAACUCUAUUUGAUCACACAGGCGCAUGAAGACGUCUCAGAUGAAACAGAAAUAUGACUGCAAACAUAACAAUAUUCUACGUGGAGUUGAAGACCACGAGCAAAAUUUUAGUGAUAGGAAAUAACUACAUGCGGGCCGGCCAUCCGUGUAAAAUUUUUCGUCCCCCGCCGAUGGGGUCUCGUAGCUCCGGUGGUUGGAGCGUUGGCUGAAUCAAAGCCUUCCCCUUGCUGUCGUGGAAUCGAAUCCCACCAAGACGCCGAGUUGUUCACAAUUGGGCUAAUCUGAGUUAUUCGAAAUCUGCCAAAACAUCUAUUUAUUUACGUGAGCCCAGUAGUCAUCUGGAAAUCCUGCUUGGGCAGUGACCUUAUUGUAUCAGAUUUGGUGGGUUCCAGACAUUGCAGCAGGUCAGGCGGGUGGCCUAACCCAAAUGUGACUAAACACAUGUCUCCCGGUGGGAUCUCAUAACUCCGAGAGUUAGAGUGUUGGCUGUACCAGAGCCUACCCUUCGCUGUCGUGGGUUCGAAUUGCACCGAGGCGCCGUUUUUUACAGUUGGGUCAAUAUGAGAUUCGAGUAAGUUUAUACGCAGGUAUUAAGUAAAAACAAUAAGUCUGGCGGUCCACUCAAACGUGAGAUGCUGGAAGAUGCAACCCAAGCGCCAAGAACUAGGCAUUUAGUUCCUUUGCAUCUUAUCGGAGGACAACGCUUAAGUAGCGAGAGGCGUGGGGGCAGCUGUUUAGCAGGAAUAGUGUUUGACCACUAGGCCAGAUCUAUUCUCCCCUCGACUCCCAUGUGCCUAAUUAUGGAAUUUUUAACACUUUAAUUCGCUCUCAUGAAUAGGGAGCGAAUAUUGAAUUUUCACGGAAAUACCGCCCAAAAAGAAGAAGGAAUAUCAAAAAAACCAGAUCCAGAAGUUUAUUCGCCCAGGCAUCCCAGCUUCCAGGGGAGUCGAAACCCCAGGUCAAACUGGGAUACAUUUUAGCAUACAUUUUCCCUUAAACUACAACAAGUCUGACGUCAGCAUUCGAUGACGGUUGCUCAUCGCCUCUAAACGGGUGAUUUUCUUACUUAGGUCAGCAUGUCUUCUUCACUCCGUUUUACUUCUUUUACAUCUCCUUUUAUCACCUGGUAUGUUUGAGCACAUUUUAAACCACUCUUCCUCGAAAAUUAGCGUUGAACUUCUUCCUACUCCUAGCUCUUGUCUGAGAGAACUGUCACACUUUCUCCUAACACGGCGGCUCUAGAACAACUGGCACGAAGAUACCACGUAAGUAACCAUGUUCAUAAUUACGCCUUUCUAUCCUUUUGCCUCUCUACUCUUUACUUAAGACAGAAAUAAUAGGUUGUCUUACUUCGCAUAUGUACAGUAGGUGGACUAACUUAUGAAAUGUCAACCGAAAUUCCGGAAUGCGUUUCCGUUUCGCAAGGAUUACUUAAUUAAGGUUGCAAAACAAACCAGCAUGCAGCAUAAUUCUGUAAAUAUUCAGUUACCUUACGAUGUCGCAAGCGAAUGAAUAUUUUUAUGCAUGCUUUCCAUGAAAUAUAAUUUACUAUUUAAGUGCAUCGAGAACCAAUGGGAAAAAUGAAUACUACGUAAGUAGUCAUUUUUUACAGAGUAUAGUUUUCGCAUGCAGCCGGAAAGAAGUUCGCUCGAAAGUCAACAUUCUGGGGUAAUUGGAAUAUUAUAAAACUAUGCUGCAUGAUGGUGAGUUGUCAACCCUACUUAAUUAAUAUUUUCGUGCCUCAAACGCAUUCCGGAAUUUGGGUUAAUAUUUCAUGAGUUAGCCCACAUACUGUAUGCAUCUGUAAAAGGCUGUUGGAUAACAAUUAUCCCAAACAAAUUUUUGAUUUCUCCAAAAAUCUGGCAGGCUAUUAUUGGAAAAUAUGAGGACGGAGACAGAAUGACAAUGGCAAACAUUGUCAGACUAAUUGUGCACUUAAAGUGUAGAGAGAUAAGCAGAUGAUACUGAUAGUAAUAUUGCUUGUAGUAGGCAUAACAAGGUCGGUUAUGCCGAUUUUGAUGAAAAAUUUAUUUCAACCUAUGCCGAAGGUCGGGUGUUGACUCCCAAGCAUUGAGACCCAGUAGGAUACAUGCUCGAACAGCAAGGAUUACCGCGCAUAUGGUAACGGUUUUAGUCCGCAUCUCACUGCGAUGAUAGUUAAUCCAAAAGAGGCUGGGACAGUUGGAUCCGAGCUAAAGCCAAAGUACCAAAGGAGGCACCCCUUCACAAGCUAUCGGGCACUAGAGACAAAACUAAACAACGACUUAACUUAGCGUUCACCACAGGCUCCAACCAACUGGUUUGCUAAAAAUAAUCGGAAAUGUCAAGGGUGAUAGUAUGGCCGUAGCCUGUCGAUGACAGAAGAUUUUUGGCAUCUUAUGUAUGGAUUCUGUUUUCUGCUAAAAUCCUGAAGAGUCUCUGUACUGCGUCUUCCCACUGCUAAUGCUGAAACAAAAGCGCAGUGCCAGAUAAAGCAAGAUUUUCAUUUUCUGAAAACUUCCGAAAAAAGUGUAGAUUAUGAUAACUUUCCGGGGAUACAAGUCCUAGAAGCGUACCACUGAAACUUUCGGGCAAAUAUUGUGCUUUGUGACGUUUUAGUGCACGCCUACUAGAAAGAUGGGAUGCUUGAGUGAAUGUCACAAAAUCAAAACCGUCUAUGGUCAGAUAUUCACAGCAAUCUUAAUGAACAGCAUACCUAUUUGGGUUGAACAUUAGGCGAUAAUGGCGUUGAAAAGCCGAUUUUUCGAAGUAGUACCGAACCUGAGACUUUUGAACCAUUUGCCAUCCUGAUUGUUCCUUGCGCGAACUAAUGUCUAAUCAUUACUUCAUGACUCUAAAAGAAGGCCUGCUGAAAUAACACUGCGAAUUUCAACAUCGUAGAAGUCGAACGGUUGUGUCCUCAAAUCUGAGCUACUUACUAUAUCCUGUACCUUGAUUUCUCGUUGGCCACCACAGUCAACUCACCAAAAAGAUGUCCAAAAACAUGACUAACCUAGAUAAUAAUUGUCAGGUAUUCUCAGCCCCCUUAAUAACAAUAACAAGAUCUUGGUUCCCUCCUAGAUCUUUAAGCAGCUUCUCUAACACAACAGUCGCCUAUCUCAAAGAUAGACAUGAGUUUAGAAGAGGAGGGAGAGGAAAGUCGGAUGGUCAAGAUGUCCUGUUUCAGGCGUAUGUUGGAGUCGAACAUUGGGAAGUGAAUAAGACACCCUGAUAACUGAUGAUAUAUACAAAAUCAGACGGAAAACUGCCAUGGUGGCAGGCAACCAUGUAGCACCUUAUAAGCAGACAGAUGGUCAACAUGACGAUUAGUUCGAUGAGAAUUUGGGUGUGCGGACCCGCCUGAAGAUCUCUGUAAAGGCAAUGCUAUAGUCAGUGUUAAGCAAGCAACAAGUAACUUUCGAUAACUAGUUCUGGCUUCACCUUACAACCUUGUGCUUACAUACUCGCGUUACCAAUUCACAGCCUGUUCGGUGCGCACAGUCGCAGGAGGCAAUAUCGCAUGCUACGCGUCAGAUGAAGACUCACUGUUCGCCGGUUUAAUAUAUUUUAAUCCCCAUAACGGUCUGCUGUUGUGGAAUUGUCGAGGUGUCUGCCAUAUUCGGCUUUUUCUAUAUUUAGAGUAAGACUUGUCAUGGCGGGGACGUAGGGCUCGUUGAUGUUGUUCCUAAGUUGGUCUGUAGGCCUUGGAUAACGUGAACUUCAAAGCUGUCGUCCCUGAUCAAAUUAAAAUUGUAAUGGAAUGUCCUGUUCAAACUCUACAAUUCGACUUUACACGGCUUCGAUUGUGAGUUAUAAUACUAAAGCAUUACCGUCGUAAUUCAGAUUCUAUGUCGUAUGUAGCUCUCUGGAACACUGUUGUUCGUAGAUUCCAUUACUCGACUAAUUUCCGCGUUGACUGUUCGUCUAGGUGCCGCGUAGCAGCCUGACAGAAAAGCUGACUGACCAUAAAGUAGACAAACUCUGCAGUUGUCAACAGUGAAUUUGGUGCAUCCUGAAGUUUCCGAUGCUGCAACCACGUAGAAGUUCAGAAAUUUCGACAAAUCCAUCUGCUGUCCCGGAAAUUAAACUGUAUUUUCUUUUCAUAAGUUCCCCACUGUGGUAUUCAGGGCAUCCGAUCGUUCGCUACCGGAUUCGGAGUAACUACAUUGACUUUAGGACAUAAAAUGAGAAGUCAGGAUAUCUCAUGGAUGUAAACAUUGGCGCAAGGGGUGCUAGAAAACUAGACUUACUGUGGGCAAUAUUCUAAAAGUUCCGUGGUCAAAAUUAGCAACUGUGCUACUUAACAGAUUCGUCAUAAUGACUGUUUCAGCUAUUAAAAUUGCAGGCCAAUAGCAGUUGUCGAGUCAUAGAAGGCCUACCCCAGUUUCAGUCAAGCAGUAGUUUGUCUGGCUGAUCUGAAAAGACUAAACUGCCUACAAUUCCGCAUUGUUGGCUUUAUCAGCCAAGACGUUCAGCAUGGCUAGUAGUGUCAGGCGAUCAGUGGUCCAAGAGCUCCUCGUAGCAAAGGUCUUCCGACUAGAGAUCCCUUCGUAUCCCGAAAUCUUCUAGAACAGGUGUGUAGACCGGCAAAAAUCUUAAUAUUACACAUCAGUUUAAGAACAGAACGACGGCAGAACGUAUACUGUGAACCCUCUGCUAUAAUGAGAGACAGUGACGGAAAUGUCGACUGCAUAAAAGUAGACCCGGUAAAUUCUAACGAAAUAUUGGUACCAAAAAGAUAAUAAGUUGUUAACAUGCGAAAAGCAAGUAUAAUCAUGAUGUUCGCCAAAAAGGAUAAAGCGAAGAUCUUUCACGCAAUUCAAAGCGGAUAUCACUAUAAUUCUGAAGGUUGGACAAAGCAGGCAACCGGCUGUUAAUGUUCAGAACAUCCUUGCGACGGCUGAGUCUUAGGUGCAUAUCAAACAGGAGGGAUUGGUAAAAAGGACAGUGAUACAAAUGGAAGGCUGCUUGAUCGAAAUGCCACAGGCAGUAGACUUGACCCCCUUGUCUUAGACGAAAAUACCAUUCUGCCUAUAUCAUGCGCCGCUGUGCGGCUGCUGGUCGAGCUCGAGAGAGAGCCCGUAGGGCACAAGGGGAGGAGUGAGUUCCAUAGAAAAGAUCGGUGAGCGUCCCUCUACCAUAGUAGACUAAUUGUCCCGUCCACUGGUGUAACCAUAGAAGAUCAGUUUCAGCAGUUAUCGUUCUUGUUAUUGUUGAAACGUACCCUCUCGCCGCCGCUGGCCUUAGGCAAAUCCGACCAGAGGGUUCUGACCUGCGUUUCUGGCUAUUCGGAAACCCAGUCGAACCAUGGCUCGCUGAAAGACAACUGAUUGGGUUUUGCCUAUCGGAGGGAUUAUUUCCUGUAGGUUCUGGAUGUCCCCAUCAAACUCACUGGUUCAAGAUCCCAGGCUCGUGCUGAGUGACGAACAGUACUCGUAGCUAUGGUUUGAGACUUUUACGGAAAGUCGAUCCGCCAGACUGAUAACCCGCCACGCUUAAGUAUUGGUGCUGCGUAGUCUACGGCUGACGGUUCUACGGUCCCGAGAUACCGCUUAGUUCGCGGCAAGCCUUCCCCGAGGACUGUUCUACUAACAGUUGCUCGUGGACGAGCAGUGUGGCCACGAUUAGCUGACAAGUGCACAAUGGCUUUCAGAGGCUGCUGCCAUUCCGCGAACAUUGUGGUCGAAAUGGAUAACUUGACAAUCCCUUUAUUUUUGGCAGAAUGAUAUUACCGACAAAGACAAGGGAGACUGGAAUGGCCAUUUCUGGCUUAUUAGCCGUCGUCAGCCAGCCAUACCCAAGCCCGAACUUUUGCCUUCAUUAAAGUCUGGCCAAAUUAGUCUUUCAGCAUAGGACUUCUUUCAGUUAAUUUGGCAGUUUUGAUGGACUUGCUGGGCUAGGUGCUGUGUUAUUAAGUAAAACGCAUAGCUGUUAACAAGAUUUUUAAAUCUUCUCGCAAAUUAGUUCAGUGGUCGGAGGUCUUACGACAGGUCUUUCUAAUUCACUUGCAUAGCCAGAAGAUGGUUCAGAAGAACCUUUCGAAAUCUCUGCAAAGUUGAGCAAAUACAUCAGCCAGCGCAAGAAGGGUUUUGCUCUACGUAAUGCAAAACAAGAUCUCAUGAAGGCCAUCAUCCCAACGACCACGGCCAAGAGUGAAGUCACGGACCUUGAUAAGGCCACCGCGGUAGAUGAGUGUGCUGAGGUGUUUGAGGACGAGGCUGACCGCGUUGUGAAGGACGAGGACGCGAUUCGGUUGAGAAAGUUUGCGCGAGAGGUCACCAAAAAGGCGGUCAUGGAAAAAAUGAAGGAGAAGGGUAAGUAUCUUGUUGAGCAGAUUAGAUCCCAUAAAGGGCAGCAAUCGGUAUGCCACAUAAGAGCGGCGAAACAUGUUAUUCAUUUUUAGAAGCGCUAGGAUGGGAUCAACUAUAUUUAAGGAAAAUAUUGCAUUAAUUAUGCGAACCAUGGUGGAUACUAUAAUGAAUGCAUGAUUACACAGUCUGACUGACCAAUUCAGUGAUCAAUUACAUGUUAUUUCAACAUAAAUAUAACCUAACCCAGAAAUCCGUUUUAGCUAUACGAAGAAAUGAACGAAGAAAUACCUAACCAUUCAUCACAGUAAACCUAUUCUUUAGUCUUCUUGACUUCGUUUAGAUACUAGGAAACAUCACGCACGGGCAGGACGUGUGCAACCGAUGUUACAUACGUCUCCUCUCUAAUAACUUGAUUCACAACUGUCGGUGAUUAUUCUCGCAGAAUGAACUUAUGAAUAGUCCUUGUUCCAGCUCUUAAUUGUUAGACAGUCGGUUAGAGAGCGAAGUCUCUCUACUCACUUUUGACAAGCGACAAGCAUAGGAGUAGUAUUCGAUUAGUGGUCAGUAACGCAGGGUGGAAGGUGGCUGCGCAGCGCUCUGUACACCGAAACCCGACCGGUACAUCGGUUGACUGGGUUCUCACUCGAAGUCCAGCCUCCAGUCAAUAUUUGCAGGAACUCCUUCCGGUGUGAAACAUUAUCUUGGCGGGUGGGACAUUGAACUCAUGGCCCGUUUCGAGGCCCGGUAUCACCGCGACCAAACUUAUGCGGAGUAGCCAACCGAAAACGUUUAUAGGCCUAUGCCUGCACGUUUGUACCCAGAGGAACGAAAAAGAAACACCACCAAGGAUAUGGUUUGCUCUAGCAUAUACUCAACAUAUUUCAGAAGCGACCAGGGGCGUUGCAGUGGGACGAGGGGCCGGAAUCUUCCACGGGCCAAAACCAGCAUAUUCAGCAGGGUCACGAAAAUCAGGGACCUAGUAAAUAACAAGGAACCCUCCGAAGUAAUGCUUUGCAUCCCGUGCCUAACCUUUUCUUGUUAUUACACAUAUUAGACUAAACGCACGCCCAGAACGCGCACGCAUGAACACAAGCCGACUGUACGAGGGGACGAAAAAUUGGCGCGAGUGUCUUCCAAGACCGUCGAAAUGGUUCACGAGUGAAAUUUCGCAGCCACCAAAUAAUCAUCAACAAGGAUAGUUCGACAGUCUUGAUUGACGAUGUCUACCGUAUGCUCCACAGCAGGAUGAGAGCAGGGGCGGUGACUUGCGCGUGAAUCAGCUUAUAGUGAUAAUAAACUUACGUUGCGUCUACCGCACUCUCUCCUCCCCACCUGGGCCUGGUUUCGCACGACGAAAACCCGCAUCUAUGCUCACCAUCACAUCCAUGAUUCACAGCGUGCACUGAUCAGGAUCUCACACAAAAGAGAUAGAAGGGUCGGCAAGGAUCCCAAUGGGCGCAGCGUGAGCCUGCACAUGGGCGUGCCGCCACUUCCGAACAAGGUUGGCGUUUGUUGUAGGUGCGCAGUCCUAAUAACGCUUACCGGGUGUCGAUCUAGCCCAGUGUUGGUUCGGCAUCUCUGCGCGUGGCCCAUUUCGGGACACACGACAGUUAGGCCGCCGUUGCCCACGAUGUCCACCGUUCACUUCAUAUCAAGGUGACAUCAAGGACAGUGAGUUGUACGUGAAUCAGUUUAUAGUUAUAGUAGACUUGCACAGCAUUUACCACACUCUUUCCUUCCGCACCUGGGCCCGAUGUCAAGACAGAGUCAAGAAGACCGGAGGGGGAGAGGACGCAGAUGGGUGGCACGGUCAAGCCCGCACCUUGGCGCUCCACCCCACACUCCCUAGUACACACAGCAAAUGACCAGUUUUUUGACCAGCAACAAUGGGGGAGGCGGUAGGAGUCCCAGUUUGAGCGCUUCUGCCGGCAACUGGGUUUACCAUCGCAUCCCAAAAUGUUGGCAUUUGUUAUGGUGCGCAAGGCCGAUAACGCCCGCCAGAUUCCGAAAUGGCUCCCGUGUUGGUUCAGCGCAUCUUCCACGUGGCCCGUUUUGGGGGCGCCACCCCGCACACACACACACGACAGUUCGACCGUUGAUUUCGACGAUGUCCACCGUGUGCUACAGAGCAAGAUGCCGCAGGCACGGUGACUUGCGCGUGAAUUGGUUUAGUGUAAUAGCAGGCUUGCGCAGCGUCUACCGCACUCCCUCCUCCCCACUCCCCACCUGGACCCGGUGUCAAGACACAGUCAAGAAGACCGGAGACCUGGGAGGGCGCAAGUGGCUGGCGUGGCUGCAUCCGCACCUAGGCGUGCCGCCACACUCUCUUGGGGGCACACACAGGACUCAAGACAAGCCGGAAACUGACUGAAGCCUAGGCCUCGGAUAGGACCGAAUUCAACCGAUGUGUCGAUCCGGCGUCAGCACACAGACUUCUACACAGUCACAUCAAAACCUGCGUCAAUGGCCGUUAAUUGGCUAAUACCCCCUAUAAAGGUUGCCUUUCUGCUGCCGCUGUAACCUUUGACGAUGGACAUCAACGCGAUGUUGAAAGCUAAUAAAAUUUUCUUGUGUUCGACCACCUUUUUCGUUACUCACACAUGUACCUGGAACCCGAACAUUCACCCAUUCAUGUAUAAUAAAACAGUUUAAAAAUGCCCGUUAUGCAGAUAUAACUUUUCGAAUAAACUAAUCAUAUCAUUUAGCAAGGCUUAAAUUUGAUCUUGGUGCAGACUUUGAAAUGUCGUCAGUACAACAGCCCCAUGCGUUCAAGAUUAACUUCUGGAAUUUCCGCGGUAAAUCUCAGAAACUGUUGUAUGCUUUACCGUGGGCUUUAGACAACAAACCGAACUAUAAAUAUAUUAUAUAUCCAGUGUUAACAACUUUCCCUAGUGCUGUUAAAGUCGGUUUUUGCAUAAAAAUAAUAACUUUCUUAGCGUACAGUCAGCGAUCGAUCUCACGAAAUGUUAACCAAAACUUUGAAAUGCGCUUUUGGUUAAAAAGAAUUGCUUGAGUGGGGCGGUUAUACUGAUUCCGUGAAGCAUAGUCCAAUGAUUUAUCAAACAUGCUAUGAUCCUGUGUUUGGAGUAAUCUUCAUUCUACUUACCUGCAAAAACCGCACCCGGCAAAGAAUUACUACUUACUUAGCACGCGGAUUUUUCUAUCUAUUUUCGAUUCAAGUUUACCUUGUAGAAAAUAUUGUUUUCUUUACUUCUUUGCUUGCAAAUCAAAUUCAAAUUUUAUGCAUAGUUGUGGGGGAUAUAUCCGACGCUAGUUGACUGGACGUUGCACGGUCUUAAAAAACCUCAUAGUUGGAAACCUUUUAAAACACAGUUAUACGCUUUCUUCAAGCUUAAAAUCUCAAUAAGUUCUGAGUUGCCAACAAAUGAGUGCAUGAAACGAUAUUUUUAAGCGCGUCUUCCAUAAAGUAUAUCUAGGUUUCUAGGAGCAUCGAAAAUCAAUAGAAAAGUACGCGCUAAUUAAGUAGUAUUUUUUACUGGGUGCGGUUUUUGCCGGCGACUGAAAUGAAGCUAAUUUGAAAUCCAAGAUCCUGGCAAGUCUGAUACAUCAGUGAAUUGCCGCAUGGUAAUCAGUAUUGCCAGCCCACUUCACCAAUCUUUCUAAUCGAAAACGCACUUAAGAAUUUCAGUUAAAUUUCCUUGAAAUCAGACACCUUUAUGGAGUUAGACUAGCACAUUAAUUACUUCACCUGAACUGAAUUGAUGAAAAGAAAAAUUUUCUCGUUCUAGUAGACAUCGGUCAUUUUUACUGAUAUUUUUAUUUAUCCUAAGGCUAUUUGUGCCUUCACGCCUUAUAGUAAGUCAGAACCAAGAACCUCUGGAAAGAAUCGGAUUCCGCUUAAGAACAGUAGCAGUCUAUCGUCCGAAUGACUGAAAUUAUCCGGGUGCGUGGGACCUUCCAAGCUUCCAUCUGCUGUGUCGCAUCUUUCAUAGAUCAAAAAGGUUUCCCUGAAGAAGGGAAAGGCUGUCGAGAAUCGGAACAUUCUGUUAAUUCAGCUUAACUGGUGCAGGAGUCCAUCGUCAGUGGUAGUAGAAAGAACAGAACAAGCAACAGAUAGUGGGCCUGCCAGCCAAUCAUCGAUCGAUGGCGGAAGACUGAAGGUGACUGCGCAAGGCUCUGUACGCCGUCACCAGGUCGAUAACUCGAUUUACUCAGUUCUCAUCCUAGGCUCAGGCUUCAAUCAAUUUUCGGCCUGUUUUGUUCCCGUCGUGGACGAUUAUUUUGGCGACUGCGAAGUCAGGCUCAUGACCCAUGUUGUAGGUGUUAGCAACCACUUGUGAUGAUGCGCCGCCUCGUCGUAUAGCCAGCUUAUAUUCGUGUAUGCGCGAUCCGAGCAUGCGUCCGGUCUGGCCUGUGUAGUUACAAGGACAGUUUUGGCACGGCAUGCGAUUGCUCCCCAGACUUUAACCGCUCUUUAAUUUUCCUGACCCUACUGCACAUGGCGCCUUUGAAUCGGUGUGCAACUGCAACACCUACCUCCGCAGCAGUGCGCUUGCUUGCUUCUGAAACGUCCUUAAUGUAUGGCAGAGAAUGUCAUAUCAUUGGUGGUGUUAAUGUUUGAGUCCUCUCGAGGGAGACCGUGUAAGCGGCGACUUAUGAAUGCCUUCGGAUAGCUGUUUUGUACAAACUGAUCGCAGAGAAAACGGGCCUCACUUGAUCUUUCUUCCGGAUAGCUGUAAUAAGUCUGGAUCCGUUUAAAGAGCGUCUUCACACAGCUUCGUCUGUGAGCCACCGCGUGGUUACUGUGAAAAGUGAGAAGCUGUGUGGUGUUCGUUGUCUUUUUAUAAACUGUCUUUCAAAGUUCACCGGUAAGGUUAUAUUAAGGAAGAGUGUGCUGGGCAGUUGAUGCGGGAAAGUUAUAUCAUGUCCUUUACGACAACAAACGUGUUGUCCGCGUAACGACGCCAAAAUAGCGGUUAUGUUGAAUGAAGGUAAUCUUUUCUAAUUCCCGUAGUUCCGGUUCUACCAUUAGAUCAGAGACCGGCUAGCCCACUGGAGUUUCCUUGAUUUGUUCAUAGGCCUCUCGCGCAAAAGUAAAGAAAGUUUGUUGGCAGAAUCCAAACAGCCCUAUGAGGUGUUCAGCUUCGAGUGCCCUCUGAGUCUCGUCGUACGACUCUUCAAGUCUCUUGCGCUAGACUUCGAGCAUCACGUUUGGUGGGAUGAGUUUGAAUAACGACGUUACAUCGAAGGAGAUCAUGAUUUCGUCCGAUUGAAUCCUCCGAACUUGGAGGUCUAUGAGGAAUUGAGAGGUCGAUCGAACUGAGGUAGUCGAAGUGCCUUGGAGGAACUUCAGUUUUGUUUGCAUCCAAUUUGCCACAUUAUAUGUGGGGCUGCCUUUUAGGGCAACGAUUGAUCGCAGUGGGACAUUUGCUUUAUAAAUUUUUGGCAAACCAUCUAAUCGAGCUAUAGUGGUGUCGAUUGCUUUCAUUUGGUACCAUUCGUUCUCUCUGUUCAGUCCUUUGUUUUUCUUUACUCGUUCUCAGUGGAAAUACAAAUGCCCCAUUUUCAGCAGUUUUCCUAUUUUUCCCUGAUAUUUCUACUCAGUACGCAAAAAAAUGUCAACUAUCAACCAAAUUCGCAGUGCGGUGAGGGAGAGUGGACCGUCGGCAAGUGAAGAUGAAGACGACCUGGACUCCGAUCUCCAAAUUCUCGAGCCCCCAACACUCCUCACCCGGGAGGAGAUGGAGGCUCUAUUACAGCCGAUGCGAAAGAAGUUGGGUGAUGAUCACGAAGCCGGUCUCCUCAUUACCAAUGCGCUGAAUCACGACGAGGAUAGUAUGCAGAAACUUUGUAAAUUUGUACCGGAUGGGCGCCUGAGAGAGAGCUUUCUGGCCACGAUCGUAUCAGUGGAGUGGGUGUUUUACUUCCUUGCUGCGGUCAACGGCUCUGCUCGAACCUUAAUGGGUCUUCUGGACACUCUAGCUGACAAGAGUGAAGGGAAUAGAACGAACGCCCAGGCAGUAGUCAAGCUGCUCACUGGGCAGCUGGGCGAAGGACCUUACCUGAAACCCUUUUACAACGCCUUCAUUCAAUGUAGAGCAGCUGUCAUGAACUUCUGUGUUAAGAGGGGAGCUAACCAGGCGGAGGCUGAGGCCGUCUUCAGAGAAUGUCUCUGUGAGAUGGAUGACGAAUACAAGAAUUUCGGUGACCUGGUUGGUCUUCGGAUCGAGGAGGUGCAGCAGUUGAUCCAACUGACAAAAAGUUGCCAGAUGGACGCCUUGACGCAAUAUCUCAGUUCGCUUCCGGGACGGGACAGAGGGGGAGAUAUGUCGGUAAGAUCUUUGAGUCCAUGAUGAUGAAUGUGUAAUUUCUGCUGACCGUCCUCCAUAGUUGGCCACUCAGGAUCUUCUGUUAUAUCAGUGAGGCAGAAUGCCUAUUUAGCCCGAUACUGAACUAUUAAUUUAGUGUAUAUUCUGUCCGCCCGCUCCAAGCCGGUACUGUUAUUGUCAUGAUCUCGUACAGUUUUCUGUCAGCUAAUGGAUGCUUCUGAGAUCCACGCCAAAUAAAUCGCUUUCUACCGUCAUAGUUCACGAAUUGUAUGCGUACGUUUUGGAGAAGGCAAUCGUGAGUAUUAUGCUUCUCGUAUGCCAAACGACUACUUGUCUAUUUCGCUUCCAGCAGUGAGUCAGAAUUAUUUAUACUGAUCGGAUAUAUUUCAUGAGAUUUCUUGGGAUUUUCGAAUACGGGCGGGUCCCCAACAGCCGCUCGGAUUGUUUGUUCGAGGUUGCCUCCUCUAACGCUUUGGCUUCAAAGCCUAAGCACAAGGCAGCGGUGGCAAGCAAACUUAUUUAAUGGCGGUUUACGGUCGCCAUGUCACGAUGCCAUCAUCGGGCAUUGCGGCUUUUUAUAAGGCUUUCAAUGUACCAGACCUCAGCCCACCGCACCCUGGUAGCAAUGUCGCUGCUGGUCCGCGACUGCUUAUUCGUCAGACCCAGGUCUGCUUAUUUCGCAGCUAAUCUUCACUGAAGGUCGUCCCACUAUCCCCCACCUGCGGACCCGCAGGGUAGCCAGCAGCUAGGCUAACGGGCAACCCGUCUUCCCGGGUCCGCAACAAUCUUUCCCAGCCGUUCGGUAUUUGGUCUGGCGUCCGACAGGGUUGUAUCCUGUCACCCAUACUGCUCAACUACGCUAUUGACUGGAUCCUCGGGAGGGCCCUACGCGAGUGACGGCGUUGAGUUUGCACCCGGACAUCGACCGACUGAUGUCGACUAUGCCGAUGAUAUCGCCUUACUUGCUUCAAGUGUUGGUGAUCUGCAGUCUAUGGUGUCACGGGUGAACGAACUCGCUAAAUCGGUCGGUUUAUCCAUAAACGCUGGGAAGACCAAAGCAUUUUCAAGCUGCAUCCCUGACCAGGAGAAGGCAGCUCUCGGGAUUGAUGGCUGUCAGUUUGAAGAAGUAGACAAUUUUAAAUACCUCGGGGCGAGGCUGCUGCCUAAUGGACAGAGUAAGAACGACAUUGUCUCCCAAAUUGAUGCCGCCCGCUGGGUAUUUUCAAGCCUUCGGAAAUGCCUGUGGAACCGACGUGACCUCUCCAUCGUCACUAAGAUUCGCGUGCACCGUGCAUCUGUCCGAUCUGUCCUUCUCCACAGUUGUGAAUGCUGGGCUUUGCGCGUGGAGGACGAGCGAAAACUGGAGGUAUUUGACCACCACUGCUUGAGGAUCAUCCUUCGAGUGAAGUUCACCGACUUCGUCUAAAAUGAGACAGUCCGCGCUCUCUGCGACAACAUCGCAAGGAUAACUCAGGCCAUCCAAGAAAGACGACUGAAGUGGUUCGGGCAUGUUCUUCGUCGUCCGCCUCAGGAGCUCAAUGUUGCUGUCCUCGAUCCGGCACCGUUGCCCCAUUGGAGGCGUCAAAGAGGGGGUCAGUUCAAAAUCUGGCUCGACACAGUUCGUCAAGGCAUGGAGGUGGUUCUUGGACCUUCGGUAUUCGGUUUCGUCGUUGGCGAAGGGAAUGGGUUGAGCUGUCCAAAUCUGUUGCCGCGGAUCGUCACGCGUGGGGAGAUACAGUUCGUGACAUCAUCGAGACCGGCUAGACCAGGCAUGAUCGCAGCCGUAUCAAAUAUAAAUACGGCAAGUUUUUGAAGUCUUGCCCUUUAGCAAGCUUAAUUCCACAAGACAGAAUGCACAGAAGAAGGAAUCACUGACUUAUCAAACAACUAUUUCAGUAAAAGCUCGGGAAAUUUUGACCCCUUUCUGUAAUCACGAGAAAAUUUGCCAUAGAGAACUCAGUUUCUAUAAGCCUACAGGUUUUUGAGUCUUAGGCAUACCGACAACACAUCGAUCCAGCAAUGUUCGUAAAAAGUUUUUACAGGACCUAUUGGGUGUUCACCAACUUUAGAAUACAGUUUGCUGUGAAAAUGCCUGUGAAUCUCCGUACUUAGUUACUCGCAAGUGAAGCUGACAAUAAUCAAUGAAAACGUCAGCAAUAAUUUCUGCCUAUGACAUCAGUCGAGUUAAAGGAUUUUUUUCGUAUUUAGAAUAACAUGCAGAUUUUUAGGUCCUACUGCAGUAAACUAUACGUCCCAAUUAGCUAAAAUUUAAAGUUAGAUGAUUAAGACAACUUCUGCAUAUAUAUAGUUGGUUUUCCAAGGAAUUUCUCCAUAAAUACAGCAGAAAAAACGGGACAUACACUUGUGUAAGUAAUAUUCAGAAACCACCUACACUUAAAGAUCACUGUGAGAUUCCACCACAGUCAACUGUGUGACCUACUCUUACAGUUUUAUUAGCCAAGUGAAGAGAGCUAUCUGGAUUUCUUCUUCAAUUUAGGCUCUUAUGGCCCAGGACAAAAGGAUUGCAAACAUGGACCCGGAUGCAGUAGGUUUUAGUGGCCCCGAGACCGCCAAUGAAGAUGAAAUACGUGUCUACAAGAAAUUAGAGUCAUCGAGUCCAGGCCAGUCUACAGUCUUCACCGACGGUGCGGGUCUGGAAUUACCCGACUUCAUUGAUGAACAGUCAGAGGAAGUGAGUUUAUAGACAGAUGAAUAGCCUUUACUUUUAACCAAAAACUUUAGAUGAACGCACUGCAGAAACUGACCCUUGUUGUAGAGAGGAAUGGCUUGGCAGGAAAAAUCCAAACUGCAACCGCUUCAAGCUCAUUCUUGCUCGCUUCAGCCAAUUAUAUCCCAGCCAACAGUUGUGGACGUGAUCCUUCACCUAUAUAUGUAGCGGAAAUUAUCCACAGAUAAGGUCUAUGGGAUGUGGCGCCUUCUAUACUGAGGCUGGUUCCUAUUUAUUCCACAACGCCAGUCAACCGUUGUCUGGAUCCCUGGUUAUUUAUUCAAAUGAAAAAGCGCAUGCCUUCAUUUGGCAACCCAAAGUUAAUUGGCUCCAAAUUUCCGCCGCUUAGAUCAAUAAACUAGUCUACCUAUACAGUCAAGUAAAUAGGUACACAAGUACUUCCUCAUGAAGAAAUUUCUAUCGACUCUGACUACACGCUGAUAUGAAGGCGCUGAUGGAGUGUCUGUGGUGUCUGGCUAAAAAACCUAAUCUACCGAGCCAGCUGCACCGUGCGUGCGCACGAUUAUGGUUACUUCCAACAGAACCCCUGAAUAAUAACUUAGGAGGCUGAAGUAGGCACGAAUAAAAUCGACAGAACUGUUGUUUGAAUCUACUCCGCCUGUUCUUUUGUCUGUUCCUCUUGUUACCUGGGGGCGGCUCCCACAAGCAGACGUUUGACUGGGUUUUUCCUGGAAAGUUAAAUAGAUCGGGCUCGCAUCUUUUCUUAACCGAUGACUUUUAUAGAUAUUUGGGGCGGAAUGCGAACAUGAAACAACUCUGCUGUGAAGGUGCUAAGGGCUCCGUUCGAAUACUUAUACGGGCCAAAUAUGCCUUGAGGAAUGAACUAUCAGUGAAGAACGCGUAUUAAAUUCGGUAAAUUAGCACUACUUUGUGAACGAUGAGAAUAUCUCACGCGGCCAACGUCUUUUUCGGGCAAGUACGUUGGCGAGACCUGAACACGACUUGCUAGAGAGUGGUAAUCAGGGUUUGGAUUUGCCUCAAAUUUCGCUAGUCGAAUUAGACCAUUCUAGCCCUCCCCGUUUAUUUUCCAACAAACCGUUGCAUCCAAAUAAGCGGAUGAACUUUACUUGCUGCCAGAUGGUUCACCGCGGCGUAAGCCACUUAAUGUAAUUAAACAUUCCCAAACCCAGCUGACUUUACGCCAACCGCUCGACCUAUCCCAAUGUGGUUGUUUUUGUUAUAAGGACUUAUCAAGAUGUCAGAUUUUAAUCGACAUUUAGAAGACAGUAGAGUUUUCAAGCAAACUUCAGUGGUGAAGUCAUCAGCCGGUACAUUUGGGGACUGAAUAUCUUGCAUGACAGUGGUUAACAAGAAACAUCUUUACUUGUACAUAUGAAUUCACUUUGGUCAAGACCACAAUAGGGCCUUUAAUGAGCUAUCAGGACUACGGCCAUUCUAGAACACAGCAAUACAACCGUUUUGUUUCUCUGUAGUACUUUGGCCUGUUGUCCCCACAUGACAUCCUAGAGGGAAAGCCUGCUUCGCUCUGGGUGUGGGCCCAACUCUUGCGUGUCCAGAUGGGAAGAAGGUCCUGUUUCUUCUUUGUACUCGAUGUCACCCUAAGUCAAUGGGGUGAGAAAGAUGAAAGAGCAUGAAGUUGCCACUACACAGCCUUCCUUCGAUAUAAGUCGACAGAUUUGCAAUUCAACUGCGACCUAGGAAGCAACUUGCCACUAAAACCGAAAACCAGAUUUUAAGUUAUUCUAGUGAAAUGUAAAAUCUUAUAAAUACGAGUAUUAGAUUAUGAUGUAGAAUAUGGUUGAAACGAGAAACCAGUCGAGAUUUUGAUAGCUGUAGGCCGAGGUGAACGUUGGAAAGCCUUACCAAGUUACAUCUGCAGGUGCUGUACUCAGCCUUUUCUUGAAAUGCGAUGAAAAUAGAGGGAAAAAGGGAGGCUGGUGAUACACAGGUCUUUUUUUUAUCAAUCUUCAAUCCACUUGCAAGACCUAUUCUUCAGGAAUUAUGGUCCCCCUGGGCGCAGUCGUUAAACUGAAGUUUGUCGAUAUUAAUGAUGCACUCAAUCUGAACAAAUUAAACCGAUUCGGUUACCAUGGGAUUGCUCUCUUCGUACUAACUUUCGUCCGUCCAUCCUGGGGAAGACACCGAAAUAAGUAUUUUGGGAUAACCCUAUCCUCAUUUUUCGGCAUAUUUUGUCGGACAAAGUGAUUCAGCGACAUAGAUUGACCAAACUGACCUGCAGUCCUCAGACAUUUCCUCCUAAAAGUCGAUUUUCAUGUGACCACAUCCGGAGACUUCACUACUCAUUGGAAUUACUAACUACACACUCCGAACAGAGAGUAAACAGUCCACGCAGGCAGUCGCAUGACAUCAGCAGUCAAAGACCGAGAAGGCAUGAGCGGUAAUACCUAGGAUGACAUCACACUUCUAACUCCACGACGAACUCAACCGUUGUCACCAGGCAGAACAAAGGCGGUCCGGGCAGGAUCUGUCUUAGCGCAGAGGGAUUUGAUCUCCGCAUCGUCUAUUGAAAAUAACAGGUGAUUCGAGCCCACUUUCCAAAUUCUUCUCACCAGCACGCACUUGUAUGCACAGCCUAUUUAUUUGGAAGUUAAGGCUCCGUUAUUCGGGCUAUGAACUCCUCAGUGAGAAUAACGUCACCCUGGAGGGCGUUUCUGGUAAGUAUAAGGGGCAUCAAAUCAAAAACUCUGUUCCUGCUUUUAUUCCCAAACCCUGUACAGAAGUGCGUACCCUCCCCCUGUUGAAGCUCGCUUAAUGCUCGAAAGACGUGUUUUGUCUCCUCCCCAGUACGGGUUGCCUGCACCAAGUGUGCUCCAAGUAAUUACUUGCAUUGCAUAAAGUUUUGUAACUUUUUUGCUGAAAGCGAAACCUUCAACCUAAUCUGUGAUACAAUCCGACCAUUUUAAGUCAGCGCUUUUGUGUGUUUCAGAAAUGACUGCCACAAUUUAUUAUACUAUCCGCUGCUAUAAGUAAAUAACCUCCCCUCCGACCCCGACAGUCUCUUAACCAGCAGGACACCAUCUCUGAAGCAAGGACUGACCAUUCGCCCUUGGCUGACAUUCAUAUGGAAGCACCACCCCUCAUGGUGGACGACGAACCCACGGACACAAGACCAAGAACGCCCAUCCUCAAGGGCAAGACACCAAUGCGCUUCCAAAAGGGUGCCAAAACUAAAAAACAGGGCGGCAGUCCGGCGGUUUUCCCUUCUAGUGAUUCUCAUACAGAGGUCGGCCGUGCCUCAGCCAUAAAUGACAUCAAGGUGGAGGAGGCAACUGAAUCAGAGCCGCAUGAGAUGUUUAAAUUGGAAGUCCAACCGGAGGUUACUGUUGACGAUUUGAUGGCCCCAGAGGAGGGAGAAAGAAUAGUCAGCGGUGCGUCUGGUCUCGACAAAACCGUAAAAACCGAUGCGUCAUGGCGAGGCCACGCGACUGCCGCCGAUUCAGGCAGGGAGCCUACCAAGCGUCACCGAAGGAAGGAAGAUGACAGAUCUGAGCAAGGCGCGGCCAAAGAAAGAGAUCUAGAAGGCUCAGGUUGGUGAUGAGAUUGAAAUCUAGCACUUUUCUCAAAGCCUUGUGUUUCGAGAGUAAAUAACGACGCUGUGGCUUAAGUCCGCUUUGUCUGGGCCAUCAUGGAGAGAAAAUACUCCGUAAUGAUUUCAAAAUACUUAUAUAAUGCUUGUUAUUUUGAAAAUGGUUAUCUGACAGUUGCGAUCGCUUUGAAAUGCUGAUCAAUCUGUUUUCAUCAACAAUUCCGCGUUGCGACCGCAGUGCUUUGCUGGGAGUUAAGCUUUGCAUCCCAGAAGCAUUUUCAGCUCACGAUAUGGCAGGUGACUUACCCAAGCAAAGAGCGCGUUUUGAAACCCACUAUCGAACAUUAAAAUAAUAAAACUAGCGAUAUAAAUGUGGUAAGUGACCAAUCAUGAAGCCAUGUGCUCCUUGUUAUUGUCUCCACUGAUUUUGAAGUUAGAAGCAUUUGGCCAGUCAGUCGUGUCCUCGCCUUCGGUAUCGUAGAGUUUUACUUGGCAUGAGAAAAUCUGUUCCCCCCCUAGAUUAAUCAGGGCUUUAAAUAGCUUUAACUGGGACCUCGGAGUAACAUUCGUUGCAUAAAGAUGGCACACGCACAUUCGGCAGUUAUAAAUGCAUUCCUUUACGGACCUCAUUGCCUUCCAAUUCAGAAGCAAAAAGUAAAGCAUAAUCCCCCAUGUAAAUUACUGUCCUUCAGUGAGACUCGAAAUAACACAUUUCUGAUGUUGAAAUAAAACAAGACGUUUAACCAACAGGUAAAUUAGAUUCAGAUAUAAUUAAAAUCACACUCGUUUUGAGUAUAUUUUCAAAAAAUGCAAGUUCAAGUGGUUGAGGCAAUGAAAAUAUAGCUGCGUUAAUCGAAUACAUCCGCAUUUUUGCAAUAAAGACCUAUAUUGACUAAUAAAAUACUUCGUAUGAGUUGCUAUGGAUCUCGUAUCGUCCCUAAGGCCGGUCUUGGAUGUGUCCUGACAAGAAAACCGCAAAGCACACCAAGUGGACAAGAUGCUGAAAAUACUGGAACCAGUUUUUGAUCAUUCAGUGUGAAAAACUCUGACAGCCAGUUGGCGCAACAAAAGUGAAGCCAAGACGAACGAUUUUGCGAAAUGCUUACUGGAGUGCAUGAUAAGACUUGAAAGUUGGACAGAAGAAUUUAGUUUUAAAAUACGCUGGCGGAAACUUGCCGACCAGAUACUCCGUGUUCCAGGUUGAGGGAGAUGGAGGCUCAAUUUCUGUAUGUUGAGCAAUGUAUACCAAAAGUAUGAGAGGAUCUACUAAUGAUUCUUUGGUCCAUUUACUCUAAAAUACGUACGUGGACACUAUAACAACGGGUCUUACCAAUAACCCGGCCCAUGUCUCAGCUCAUUCGCCAAGAUGAAAAUCCAGCUUCAUUGUCCACAUUACUCAGAUAUGGAAAACGCAGCUGCCGACGCACAUUUUCUUCCUUACCCCUUUUUGUCUUCAAAAUUUAACUUCAUUAAACACCUGCAGAAUUGCUAGAGGUAUCCAGUUCAAUUGGCCGAAACCGACGCAGAAUUAUACUGACAACGUCUUGAGAAUAUGAAGAACCUUAGUGGUAAUCCUCAUUUAUGCAACGCCAUCGACACAAUUACUUUCCAUCGUGCGAUAAAUUCUACAUGCUGAGCGAAACCCAUGUAUUUUCCGUUUUGCCGCUGGCUUCAUAUCUAAUGGACUUACUUUGGUAAAUUCGGAAGCAUGCCUCACUAAAAUUUUAAAAAAUAAGUAGGCCGUCUAGGGAUGGUCUGAAAUGUAUGAUAUUAAAGAAGUGAAUACGACGUUUUCCAGGGAAGCCUGUUCGGAUAAAAGCUGACAUUCUUUGCAAACGCUUUUCAGCAUGACUCAUAUGCAACAAUGUUUUACGUCUUUUUGAAUGAGACCAAAAGAAGAAUAAUAGACCUACUGCAGUAUCAGCAGAGGACACACGUUGGCUGCUUAAUCGUUCUCGCAUAGUUACACAAAAAGAAUGGGUUUUAGCUUUGUAGGACCUAGAAGAGGGUUUUGCUAUUUGCACUGAGGCACCAUUCUUUAAGGACGUCUUUUUGAACCCUACAUGGGUAAGUUUGAAUGUCAAAGGGUAUGCCGUUGUCAUGGGCAACACCCCUUAAACAGUAAAACAUCUUCAUCUGAUAUGUUUUUUGUCCAAUGAGUGCUUUGAGCGUUGUUUCUCCACUAAACGAAAAAAAAUCGAGUUUUGUUCAUUUGGAAGUCGAGGCAAGUCCGGUCGCCACCGAGAGAGCCUCUCGACAAAUAAGACCAUGUCAGGAUAACAUGUGUCAACAGGAAAAGGAAUUUUGCACCUGGACUCUCAUAUGACAGUUCGACCGUCGUUGCGGACUAUGUCCGUCAUGUGCUCCGCAGCUAGGUGAGGCAGGCACAGUGACUUGCGCGUAAGUUUGUUUAUAGACAGUAUAGAUUUGCGCGGCGUCUACCUCACUCGAUCCUACUACUCCGCCCGGGUCCGGUGUUAAGACAGUCAAAAAAGACCGGAAGUUGGGAUAGGAAGCAAGUGACUGCCGCGGCCGGAGCCGCUCCUAGGCGUGCCGUCGCAUCCGGUUCGGAUUCCACGCAGUGAGAUUGCCAUAAAGGCCGCAUUGAGAAGGAGCCAUUAAAACCUGAUUCUUAGACCACCAGUCGGCCGCUUCACACAAACACAUACUCGGCCCAUUGUGAGGUUCAAUUUAUCCCGUCGGAUGGCAACCGUCCAAGCCAUGGCUUUUGGCGCACCGUGAUAGCUUAAAGUGCGUCAGAUUGUUUAUAGUGAGGAAAAUGCGCUGAGUAGUCGGCCUUACUCACCCUUCCCAUUCCUAGCUCCCAGCCACUGUCCGAGCUGGUCAGAUAACCGGUGCGAGGAAUGGACGCUGUGGUUGACAUAUUUAAUGACCUUGUCUGGUCCCACCACCUACACGACUUGGCCUCCCAAACGCAAACAAUAGGAUUUCACACAAUGGGGGUUGAGCGGAAUGCAUCUCACAUACGUGAGAGUGUCAUAGGUCACGUCAAGAAGAAACCAUUUUAACCUGGCUCCCGGUCUACCAGUCUGCCACGCCAAACAGACACACACACACUCAACUGGAUGGACUGCGUGGACUGAGUUGGGGCGUCAGUCAGCGGCCUUCCAAGCCACGGCGCUUAACGCGCCGUGAUAGUCUCAGACUCGAGUCACACAUGCAGCACACUUCCCACUUGCGCAGGAGGUGGCAUUUGGGUGGGGUGAGUGAUGUUGAUGUGCGAUGGGGUGCUGGUGAAGGAGGUGGUGUGGCGCAGCCGGCGGUUGUCUACGGCAGGUCUUCGUGGACGCGCAUGCGGCGAGUGCAUGUGGGUGCUACAGGCACUGGCUCGCCAGUCUUUGUGCUGCGGAUUCGUAAGUGACCGACCAGGCCGAUGUGUGAGAUAAAGGUGAGAUCACAGUGAUGACAGGUGGAUCAAGUCUACAUUACUGGUGUUGGUUAUGAUUAGGUUGCUGUUUGUUAGUGUGUCAGGAUUAAGUGCAGUGGUGGGAAGGGGGCAGGAGUCGUCGUGGCGGAUGCUGUGGCGAUGGAAGAGGAUGGCAAUGGGGAUUCAGCAGUGCGGUUAGCGUUAGUUAUCGGCGUGGGGGCGAGGCGGGGGUGGAGGGGAAGAUACCAGAUAAUGUCUUCCGGAUGCUGCAGUUGGUCCGGAGGUGCCCAGUAAGGCUAGUAAGUGCCCGAAUCGUCCGCUGGAAUCGUGGGCAGGUUGGAAGCGGUUGAACGUUGUUGUUGAGAAGCUUGGGCAGUUGCGAUAUGGGAGCUUCGCAUUUAACUUUGGCGGCGGUCAUGCGGUUGGAUUCGUAAAUUGCUUUGAGGAUUUUAAGGUCGCAUGCCUUCAAUCGAAAUCCAUUCAUUAUCUAAAAACAAGCUUCAAGAAGUACUAAAACAUAAUGAAAGGACAGUUAUUGCUUGAAAACCUAUUCGAUAUCUGAAAAUACUGUGGGUAGAAAGACGGAACGUCACGGUUAAUGAAGUCAUUGAAGAUGCGCUCCAGAACAUUGGUUUUACCGCACCUAUCAGAUAUCGUUUCUAGCUAGGAGUUGAUUAACGCAGUAGGUUGGUGCCUCACAAAUUCCGGGCUAUGUUGUUGAGUGACUCUAGGGAUUGUGCAGCCGAGCCAAUCACUCUUGGAUGCCAAUGGGUGCUCAUAGGCGAGUAUGGCUUCCGUCACCCAGGCUUCAAACAUUGAAUAUUGCUACAGGUCCAGAGGACGUGAAGGACCCGCAUGGAUGUAACACGCACAGACAUAGGAUUCGCAAACUGGGGUCUCAGCGACCACGCCCAUCCCAUUUGUCUGAUCUUGAAUUGCCCCUAUAAUAAGACGAGCGUAGGAAGAGAUAACCGGAUAGAUGUUUUACCUACCUACCCGCACCAUAGACAAAGUGGCACAUUAGCUAUCACCGCGGCAUUGUGGUGUUUUUCAUCUAUAAUGAUAUGCGGACCGCCGGUAUCUGUAGCAGUAGUGGUGAUCGUGUUAUUUGACAUUUCUUCCUUUUAGAGCACACUGGGAGCAGAAAACACAAGCAUGUAAGUGUACAAUUUAGAGUGCAUACGUUAUUGCUGUACGUGCGACUGCAUAGUAAAUGUUUGUUUCUUUAGGAAUUUAUCUAGUUUCAAGUCGACUUUUGCCGAUUGUGUUUUCUAGAUGUCUGUCUUUCUGCGCAACUUUACAAUUCAAAAUUUUGUUCAUAACAGUGUAAAAAUGCAAUUCGAGUCACAAAUCACGUCUUCAUCCUAGUGACUUUAUUUCGCUGAUUAUUUGUUUAUGCAAAAGUAGAUUUAAGCGUGUUUCUGAAUUGUCGUUGCUUCGAAAUUGGUUUGCUGAACUUUACUGCUUGUCUGAAACUAGAAAAUGGCAAUGCGUUUUAACAUACUAUUUUGAGGUCAAACGGGUUAGUCCUCGCAAAAUCGGAGAGCAACAUCUCUGUCUGAAAAAGUAGGGCUGAUGUAGUUGAAUAUCAUUCAAUCGUCAGUUCCAUAAGAACAGAAUGACAAAGUUGAUGAGACAUAAUUCAAGAAAGGAUGGAUUAUGUAGGUCGGGUUCGGAGUUGGGUCUGUCAGUCGCGUGAAUAUGUACAAAUUUCGUAAAUGGCUACAGAAAUAGUAGGAAUCUGUGAUUUACUCAAUACAUGCUUAUUGAAGAAGACGCUAAUUGCCAAAUCCGCUUGAAUCUUUCCAUAAAGAUUUUUCGCCGAGUAAGGAAUAGGGAGACUGGUCGAGCACCGGUAUCAUUUGUCUAUUUUCUUGAGUUUCUAAACUCGUGCAGAAGUCCAUCGCCAGCGAUGACUACAGCUGCAGAACGCGCGACAGAGAACAACUUUACAGCAACCGUCACCUUAUGUAAAGCAGCCCAUGCUCCUAGUGUUCAUCAUGUAAUAUCUGGCCUCGAAGUGGGCUACGAGAUCACUGGCUCGCCUGCAUCUUCGUAGGAUGUCUGAGGUGUUAUAUCCUGGUCCUGCACGUCUUUCUCUUUUGGGCUAUCCUUCGUAUGGGAUUCAUCACAAACCGAAUAGUCCAGUCUCACGAUAAAGGAAGUGAUAGGGAGACAAUUGUUUAUUACGAGAACUAGAGUCAGUCUCACACACACAGGAGAAGGCGAAUCAGUUGGUUCAGAACAACAUUGUCCUCACGGUUGUCCAGAGCGUGUGGAGUUGGGGACAGUCACCGGGGAAGGGGGCUCAGCUUCUUCACACGCCCUGAAUGAAAAGAGUAAAGGAAACAGGCUCACUCAAAACUCCUACGACUCACUUCGACCGAUACCAAUUAUUAAAACAAAAGGGUCCCACUCUUUCAUAUCUGCCCGCCACAAUCACGUCGUAGCUAAGUGUUAUGUGACUCGCGUGUUCCCAUUGGUUGAGCUCCGGGUGUCCGCAUGGGUAGACUCCCGCGCGCUGUCGGCCCCUGAAGGUAGUGCAUAGCUCGGCGGUGCGAUAAUUUCUGACUCGCGCGCGGGCUUUGUACGCGAAACCGACCUGCAGGUUGGCGAAUGCCAAUCGGUCGUGGCAGGCGGACGACAAAAAUGAUGUCCUAACAAAUGAUGUGAACUCACUUCUAAUGUUUGUUACGAAAAAAAAUAAUCUGUACUAUCUAGCAGCUAUUUAGUUCCAAGUAAACUCCUGGCAAAUGGUUAUUUCCAAAAACACAGUCGUUGUCAUUGUUUUAUUUCUACAGGUGAGCCGUGAAGAAGCGGCGAAGCAGGACGAGGUCUCGUUAGAUGAACUGCUGAACAUUGCUGCAGGUGAAACUUCCCCUGAAAUCGUAUCAAAGGCCAUGGAAAAGCUGCUAAACAUUGUGGGGUAUCAUUAGUUUGACAUUAUCACCCUUAUAUUUUGUCCGAAGUUUUUGGUUUUUUAUCAGCUUAGAUUAUUUAUUGGUUUUUUUUUUAUCGAAGUUGCGUUUGGCAGGCCUUCUGGUGCGCAAAUAAACUCCUACGUUCUGCAUCGCACAGAGAGCUCUAUCCACUGGUUAAGCCCCCCAAUUUUCAAAUAGACCUGGUGGAGAACGGUUGCACUGCAGCAGUGACAGAGUAUUCCGAAGUUAGUGUAAUUAGAGACUAUCAAUUUUAACUUGUAGUAGUUUGGCAGUUAGAAACAAGUUAGAUAAGACACGGAAAUAAGAACCCCUAGUAGCACAGGUGGCCUUGCGCCAAAUUCCAUGGACGAUAUCUACUCUUGUUUCCUAACCAACUCUAACCCGUACUUUUAUCUCAAACUUAACCUUAACCCUAAGCUUAGCCCCAAUCCUUAUCUGUAUGGGCUUGGGGACAACGUAAAGUGUGGUUUAGGGGGAUUCCUACAACCGUUAUCUACCCCAGCUUUUAUGGGUGAAGAACGCUAAAGUUUUAUUUACAAUCUCUGAUAUCCGACACUUUCUAAUGCCUGCGCUGUCCAGGUGCACUGACACGUAUCAUUAAACAUGUCUUCUGAUGGAGUAGGACGUCGGUUAUUUAAAAUUCAAUAAAUGUGGAAUGCAGUUCAUGAUUAUGUAUGUUGGGAUACUCCCAAUGAUGUCUAUAUAGCACAGAGACUAUUUCGUUUGAAAGAAAAUACAUUCUGAAGCGAUAUUUUGUUAUUCGUCAUUUUUGCUUAGAUAAGUUUGCAUUGUUUGUCUACUAGCCUUCACCAUUAUGAUUUUGCAAAUCACGCUACGGCUUUAAAAAACUAAACCUUUGGACACGGAAUCUCUGCUUAAGACCGCUUCCUUUUUUAAUGGAUGGGCGUUUUCUCUGAAAGUUCAUGCCUCCUAUUAUAAACAGAGAGUCGAUGGCCCGUAACCUGCAAUACUAAAUCUAGACUAGGUGUUAAGAUUUCCAAAUCAAGUCGAAAACCUACGGAGCCCAAACUGCGCCGCAUUUCAUGAGUAGAUUUGUAACUUGUUCAUAAUCCUGAAUUUCGUUUAGCGUUCAGUAUGGACUAGAGCAGGCAAUCUGUCGUUUGAUUCCAAAUAAAUAAUCCCGUCUAUCUAAUACAUAAUUGCUUUUUGAAUAAUCAUAGGCAGCGACUAAAACAUCAACAGCCAUUGCCAAAAACUUUAACUUAUUUGAAUUUUAAGAACAACGUAGCUGGUUAAAGUUUUUGAAAUCUCCCCAUCACUGGGCCUAAUGAACCUAGGUUGAAACUGGAUUAACAGAGUCAGUAUCGAAAAGAUGCGACAUUCCUCUGGCAUUCCUUUCAACUUAGGAAAAUAGAGAUUUGCUGGGACAUAUAUAAUCCCUUCUUUGUUGUAACAUUCAUUUUCUUUUCGGAUCAUUAGAGUGCUAGUGCUUCGUUUUGAUUUUCCUACCCCCAUCCCGCUCAUACAUUCACUUUAACAACUGUGCGCUGAUGUUUCCUCACAAUCAUUCUAACUUAAGGCGAUUACUCAUUAACGAAAUUUCUUUACAACGACCUCCGACGUUUCAUUGGUAGUUGCACAGUGAAUCCAUAUAUUCUCAAGUCUUAAGCCAGAUGUAUGUGGUUAUUGAUACAUACAAACAGUAAUAAUUUCAGCAAACGUGAGUGUGCGUAAACUCUUCUGUUUAUAGAUGAUCCUCUUCUAAAAAAGUGAGUUUUUACACUUUAACAAUUUAUUCCUCAAAAAAACGAACUGUUGCGUAAGUCUCCCGAGAUAUACGUGGAUUAAAGCUUCAGACAUAUUAUUUAACUGUGUUCAUCGAUGUUAAAAUGGGAAAAUUCAAUUAAGAUAAUGCACACGAAAUCAAUAUUUAGUAAAAUGCGUAUAUGGGACUCACCGUUUAAGUAAGGAUAAGUGUUCAUAAGCAGAUCUCUUGGAAAGAGACGGGGCCCAUAUGUAGGUAUUAGGGUUGACAGAUGUUUUUAGAGUAUGCUGACAUUCUGGGAUUUUAAAUGACAAUACUCACCUUUUAUUUUCCAUGUUCAUGAGAACAUCUUUUUAGGGAUUGCGAAAGCUGUGAAAUUAUGGAUAAUGAUUUUCCCGAAGCGUAUAUAGGAGUGUGCACAAACACUGAGUAACGUCAACUAAUCAUCGAUUUGUUUGCACACUUAGCGUAGGAUGAUCACUUGUAGAUUUUCUCUAAAACCAUUGAAGAAAAAGUCACUUUUCUCCAUUAAAGGGCACGACUGUUUUUACUUAUUCUAUGAACCACGUACCUGCCAUCAAAAUGUCAACCCAGUUUGCCCUGAUUGGACGUUUUUUCCAAGUGAUUUUGAAUGGUGCCGAACGCAGUUCCCAGUGAAUAAAUCCGUGACUCAGGCGGCAAAGCAUUUGACAUACAUUUUCAGCCGUCAGAUGGAUCAGGGUUCUAAUUGCUGGUCGUUUCAACCUAGACACGAUGUAAGAUUGUUUGGUGACAGAAAAUGACCCAGAAGUAACCAUUUCAGUGUCGUUCGUCUUUGACAAAGUCCCUGGGAAUGAUGCUUCACUAGUCAUUUUUCUAAAGGAUGGUCUAUACCAGUCCCAUUUUGCAUUGCAAGUCCAAGCUGCGGCAAUCACUGGUGUCGUAACACGGCAUUCAAUUGCUGAUACAAGGGGAUUAAGGAGAAGGGAGGCUGGAAUCAUCUUUGGCUUAUUUUCCCUUAUCGGCCACAUCAAUCUCAACCUCAAGUAGUGAUUACCUGAGCCGACGCACACCAUGUCGAUUAACACCGCAACGAAAAUAUUCCCUGCUGCUGACUGAGGAAAUAGCAAACUGCAAUCAGCUGGUAAACUGAAAAGUUAUCAGCUGAGCAGGUGUCGGAUUUGGGACUGGCAAAGAUAGUGAGUACUUAGGCAAUAGGUUUUUAGACUUAUUAAUGUUUCCAUCAGUCGUAAUAUCUCAGACAAACAACGCUGAAUGUACAUUUAAGCACAUACGAUGUUCGUGGUUAACAGGAGUGUCCAGAUCUGGAAGGUGGCAGCACUGCAAAACAGGGGUUCCAACAGUACCUCUCUAUCAUUUACUCACCGUCAAGAAGGAAUCGGGUUUUAAUAGUACUGAAAUGCACGCAAGCCGAUCUGACUAGCGGUGUCGAGGAAAGUAGCUCCGUAUCUUUUUGCUAAGGGUUACUUGCUAGGGCUAAGUAUACUUUGCACAGAAUAAGCCUGUCAAGUCGCUUUGGAAAACGAAAGCAGGAACAGAGAGCGGAGUCCUUAUUAUUAACUAGAGGGUGCAGUCUUGGCCAACGACUACAGCUGCCAACGACACGGCGACUGAUAAUUUAUUUUUGCCGAAAAUCGGUCUAGUACUAUUGGUCUAUGAAUCUCCGGGAGGAAUCAGGGUAAGAUGUGGUUAUGUAGCCGCACCUGAAGGACACAUUACUGUUGACCUACUUAAUUAGUUUGAAUUUUUGUACUUACGUUGGCAUGAUGUUGUUGUGUGCUGCGGUGCGUAUCCCGUUUGCGGUCUUGUUUAUUUGUUGCAGUGUCUACCUUUUUUGGCUCAAUGCCGGUGGUCCUUCUUGACUUUCAGCUUGUCGUCUCCUUCUAACUUUCGCGUUGGAUGUCCCAGGGUUAGCGUUUACGGCUGCGGUUAAGACUUAGGUUUAGGGUUAGGUGGUUAGGAGUUAAGGUUAGGGGCUAAGGUUGGGGGUUUUGGUCAGGGGUUAUGGCUAGGGGUUAGAGUUAGCGGUAAGCGUUAGGGGAUAGGGCAACUAUUUUUCAACCCACUCAAAGUGCAACCUCGCAUUCCCAGUAGCUUUUCCUUUGGCAUAUAAUUUCUUGACAUCGUCGCCUUUGCAUUCCUCGGCCCCACCUGUAAAAACCGCUAUCACCACCGGUCCCGUAUUACAGGUGAGUGCGGUCUGUUUAUCUCAGGUGCGGCUAUAUAACCACAUCUGGCCAAAACUUGAUAUUUGAGAAAGCCUCAGCUAUAGGGGUAGCUUCCAAAUGAGCUUGACGGACUGAUAAUCAGAAAAGACUAGUUGAAAAACUGGCGAUUGCCAACAUUCUGACCCACUACUAGUCGUCAUAAACGAGUUAAGAAAUAAAAGUAAGUCGUUUCCAAUUGCAUAAUUGGAUUUCGUUUGUCUGGGUUUGACAGGCGUAGUCGUGGCAAUGACUGGUGAUAGUCGAGGCUAAUUGCAUAUCAGGACAGUUUGAUAGGUCAUCUGAUGAUCUCCAUUCCCGGGUCGUGAGAUUUAACCAAACAAUCCGGGGUCGCAUGAGGAAAUGACAACCGUGGCCUGCGGGAUCUACUACAGAGAUUGGUAUAUUGCCCAUAUUAUAUAAACCAAACGGAAACUGUGAACUCAAAUGAGUUAACACAGGCAAAGGUUAGACCUCAAUGCCAAACUUGCGCGCUGUGGCCGGACAUCCUGAGUGUUAAUUCUGGGGAGAACCAAUCGGCCCAUCAAAAGGCUGUCUAGGGCAGAUUUCCAGAAGGGAGUCAACAACUAAGUGCCUCUAUGCUCGAGUGGUUUAUAUUGGGCGCCGCAUCUUCAGCUCGACCAGAUGAGGACUUUGUAAGACACACUGAAAUUUGAAGAUGACUCCCAAUGCACCUUGUCUACGAGUCAGUUAAGGGUCAGAUGAUCGGCAAGACCAUUAAACGCGGAUUGACGCCAUCCUCACACCAACCAACUGACAUCCAUUUCAGUAGCUUAGGCUUCCAAAAUUUUACACAGACCCUAGACUUCACCGGAAAAUCCACCCACUUCGAUGUACUUUUCGUUUCUCUGUAAGAACCUAUAUGGUUAACGAACUUCGCUAAACAGUGUGGAGUUCAGUGGAAUGCUUGGCAAUAGUAAGGAGAUGGGGCAUGUAGCAGUUAAAACAACAGACUAUGAAGGAGAGAUUGUAGGAAAAGUAAAAUGGACAAAAACGGAGUAAUAAAACGUGGGUAUUCAAUAAAAUUGGCAUAUAAAACAGAUGGAAACCAAAAAGUAACGGUAAAACAGCAGCAAAAGGGACAACAGUAAAUGGUUAAUGUUGAAAACAGUCUAGUUUAGCAAAUCAGCUCGACAAAAUUUUGUCAAAGGUAUAGCGAAGGACCCCACCUGUCAGUGGACUGUGGAUCGGGUCAUAUGGGGUUUUGUCUUGGCGUGCAUUUGCAGGCUGUUGCGGAAAUUACACUGCCGACAAAGAUUACUUUCCGCGACCCCACACCUUAACUCAAAAUCCGUUAGUUUGUGAAAUUUGCUUUUGUUUAUUGUUUAAUUAGUAUUCUCAUUUCCGUUGUCGUACAAUAACGUAGGAUAAGACUUUCGGCAUAAAUUCAGGCAAUUUCCGUGUUUUCGUUCAUUUUGUCAGUUCGCUGUCUAGCGUGCUGCCCCACCCAUAAAACUCCCUUAAGCAUAAAUCACGUAUUUCCCGAUCCACAGUCUACUGACAGUUAAGUGGGGUCCUUCUCUAUACCGUUGCCAAAAUUUCUAACCUUAGCAUCAACUUUGAUUUUCAAAUAAUGUCAACAAGUCAUAAAUGCAGAGCGGGUGGAUCGUAUGUAGUACCUCAGUCUCACAUCCAUGGGCUAUAAAGUCAUCGUGCGGAUAGGUAUGCGCGCGUUAGCAGUAGUUUUCUAGAUGACUAUUUCCAACUACAUACAUUGCUUUCUGAAAAACUCGUCCGUUGGUUCUUGCACUCUCUUGUGGCUUAGGGAACUUUAAGAAGUGCUAUUAAAGAUAGCACGUAUAACAAAGUCUCUUAGCUGUUACUAUGUCCCGAUGGUGAUUGGUCAAUGUUCUCCGGUCAACAGCCAAUUCGGCUAGCGGUAUAAUUUCGCCACCCAUUGCUACGUGCAGAUACAUUUCUACGUUCAUAUAGAGAAACUGAGAUUUCUGAGCAUUCACUGCUAAAUCUCCUUAAUUAUUUCAUAUGAACACUUGAGCGAAAUCUUCUUGGAUAUCAAAAUGGUUCUGAUUUUUAUCAUUAUAUUUCAAUGCGUCUACAAAAGUCAGGCAUGGAAGAAAGACAGACGGCUCCUGUACCGACCCCUUAGGAGCAGCCUUGUUGCCAGAAUCUAGUGACUUGACAUCCAUAGUGCACAUGCAGAAGGUCUGUACGUUACUUUGCCUGGGGUGUGUCAUCGCCCUAGACGGAAAACGUCAAAUUACACAAAACAAGACAUAAUUAUGAUGCACGAUGAUGUGCAUGUUAACCCAAAGCGUCAGGAAUAUCAUAUUGUGUCACAAAAUCAUAUCGCCUUUUCAUCGUAUUUUAAUUUUCAGGAAAGGACGUGUGAGCACAGAUGUUGUUCUGCAGCUCCUCGAAAAGCUAAACAGCAUUUACAAAAAACGUACGUCUGACUUCCAAGCUAUGGAUCUCGAUCGCACAGACAGAGAACCGACCCAGAGAGUUUUGGAAAUAUUGAAAACGACACUGGAACAACUCGGGCUGCCUGCAGAGGACGAGGAGAUCCCCGAGGAUACUCUGGGCAAGGUGGGUUCUCCCUUCAGACUAUGCCGCCCGCUAUCAUAAAAGAGGCGGCAGAUCUGAGAGCCAAAUUUCGGCUUAUGAGUUUUUGUUAUUCAUCACGGUUUUACAGAGGUCAGGAUAAAGGUUUCAUUAAGUUAUAGCAUUUCUAAGGACGAUGGGGAGUGGAGAACCCGGACAGUCAGACAGAUUUCGCUGAGAGGAGACCGAUACGUUAUUCAUACUAGAAAUACACUCGCUAUUUAUGUCAAAAAGGAGGGAACAUUGAAUUCUUUUUAGAGCCAGCAUGUUUAAUUGAAGUAAACAUUCUACUGGACCAUGUAGUGCUAAACCUGGUGGUCGACAAACUGGUCUCAUCUCGAAGCGCAUAUUCUGACUGUGUGUGUGAAUUUUCUGCCGUAAAAUCACGCAUCAUACAAAGUGACUUUACGACUCCAUGGGAUCGAUGGUCUGUAAUUUCGGCUUAGUCGGGGGCACGGUUUUUUCUCAAAAUUAUGGAUAUUAUGAAGAUAUCAUGUGCACACGCAGUAAAUACCUUCGAUGUAUCCUACGAGUAUGUUGCUCUGAAGUCCUAAUUUGCUGUUAAAAACAAUUCUAUGGAUUUGGCAUAUUUGUAGGAGGAAUAAGAAUUUGAUCAUUAUACAAGCCAACUUUCAGUUGCGUACCUUGUUUAAAUAUUCUUAUCCACUCCAUGCGGUUCCGGUCUUCCAAGUUUUCAAGAUUCUCAAUUUCCCCCUCCGCAAUUUUUCAAUUUUAUGUGCACGUAUCCAUAUGUGCAAAACUUCAGUAAUGUCAAGAACAUGAACAGGAUUCUCUUUACUUCCUGCAGCACGCAUAGGAACUCAUCAAAUUCUGAUCGAAGUAUUUUAACACUUUGUAGCCGGGUUUUAUAACCGAAGGGUUGUGUUUCAUUUGAAAUUACUGUGGAAAAAUGAGGUAAAGUUCUCAUGACGGACCUCGUCACGUUCAAUCCCUUAAGCGGCAAAGUUCGUAUCUACAAGAACUACACUGUGCAAAAUGGAGAUGUUCCAAUGUAGAGGGAGUCCCCUGAAUCUUCUUCCUGAGCCUGUAUACAAACUGGGCUACUUGCCCAUAAUUACUCCAGCUGAUUUAUGAGUCUUCUAAUGCAUCUUCACGACACGAUGGAGGGUUUAUAGAACGGUUAAAUAUUAGCAAGCCCAUCUGGCAUUUUGAGACAAUGGAUGUCCUGUAAACUGGGAGGUCACGCUUUUGAAAGUGAGCACAACUUUCGAACAACAACAAUAAUUGUAUUGCUUUUAAACGAAAUAUCCAGAAAAACGUCACCUCCUACUAAGUGGCUGUAAGCGGCCAAUCCUUGUCGCUAUUUUCUCGUGUAAUCACCUGUCCGUACAAAUUCUGAAAACUUUCUGAGCCUGUAAUGUCUUCUCCAAUGAGCGGCCGACAAAUAGCUGAGAAACUUCUGAAAAAGAAAUUAUCAUUUCACUGUGCGCACGCUAACUAAAACACGUCUUUGUCUUAUACCCUUUACAGUUCGAGAUAUGUGAGCCUUGUAUGUUUGAUUGUAUAACUAAAGCCUUAUUUCAGCAUUUCUGAAGUUUCUGUGUUCUGUAGGUCAAAUGUCCUCUUGUGCUUUUUACCAUCCUUCAAGUAAUUAUAUUCUUUCAAAUUCCAUGUUUUCAGCAAAAUCUGAACUCUGGGCUCUUACUCAGGUGGCCGGGAAGUGGACCAGAAAGUUUUUAAGGCAGGUUUAGGUCAAGGUAAACAAAAAAUAGAAAUGAAGACAUCGAGAAAUAUCCCAAAAGAUUAGUUCCACGACUAUUUGCUAUAAAGGGAGGCCUCAGUAACGGAAAUUUUGCCGAAAUCUUUAAGAUUUCGGCAAAACAGAACAGGUAAUUCACAAAAGGGCACUCGCAACUUGAUGACACGCCGAGUAGUCCCCGGGUAAUACCUAGUGGCUGGCUAUUACAAUCAAUGCGAAAACAUAAGCAAACAUUUCACAUUUUUCGAACUCGCAUUUUGCUGAAAUUUAAGCACUUUCUCCAGUUUAAGCACUUCGUAUUUUAGGUAAGGCAUAGGAUUUGCAUCGAAACAUAAGCUCUGCUUAUCGGUCCUAUGCGCACAGAAGAACUUCAUAGAGGUCCCACAGUUGCCAUGUGUCAAAGCCACCAAGCCAGCCACCCGCAUGUAAUUACCUUCUCCGAGACCUGCCUUCUCCCUGGUGUAAUCUCUAUAAGAUAAGAAUGCAUUAAAUUCCAACUUCUUUGCGUAUCUCUGACAGUCGCACAUUUCUAAUUUUUUAGAACAGGAUGGACCCGUAAAACGUCAGUAAGAACGCUACUUGAUCAGUGGCAGUCGAACACCCUAAGUGUCCUCUACUUUGAUCCAUUUAUUCAAUGUACAGUAAUCCGAACCAUGCUCAAAUCGCUGUCUGAAAAUUCGUCCGUUCACAUAUGACCUUUUGCACGCACAGAGGAGUGAAUUUACUAGGUAUUUAAAGGCUGAAUCUCAAUGCCUACUAAUCUGGAUUCUAGUGACAGAUGUUCGUGCCUUAGGAUCUGCUCGGGACGGUGAAUCCGUAGUAUGGGAUUCGCCAAGUCUUCAUUUUAUUUAUUAUAGUAAAGACUUUUAUAUGCAUGAUAAACAGGUUAUACUCGGUAGAAAUUGUCAACUAUUUUGCCACUUAAAAUGCCCUUUGAUGGAAGACAACGCCAAACCAUCUAACAUCAGUUCGUACAAAACAAGUGCCGUGAACUUUAGUUUACAAUGGCCUCUUAUCGCACCCUGAUGUUCUUUAAUGUCUUGCCUUGUAAUGCAUCUAAGAGUGGUUUCCUUGGCCCCAUUAUUCCCCCAAAUCAAAAAUCCAAAACUAAAAAUUACUUUUUUAGUCUCCAAGGUGCUUUAAGUUACUGCGGGAAACUGAGUUAUUUCAAAACAUUUGCUUUCAUGUUACUAAAGAUAUCUUAGGAUGGGCGUUCACAUGUUUCAUAAAGUAUACGAUGCCCUUUUUGAAUGUUCUACUUUCAGUUCAAUUAAAGUGGAGUUUUCAACUAAAAUGGCUAGCAAAUUCGUAGACUUGCAUCUUUAACUACUCACGCAGAUGGUUCAGCAUGCUUGAUGCAAUUUUACCUAAAUUUCCAAAAUGUCGACUUGAACAAGUAAUUCAGGGUGUGUUAUUAAGAUCCAGAAUAUGUCCUCCGUUUUUCCAGUGAUACUUUAGACCAUAUUCUCGCGUUGGACCCGGCAAUGUUCUGAAGCUUUUCUGGUUACUCUGUUGGUUUAUCUUUGUUAAUUUCAGACACCCGAAGAGCUUGCUGAGAUGUCUCCCGAGGAAGUGGAAGAGCUCAAGAACAAGGUGAAAGCCGACCGUAUGCGGGCGAAGGUUGAGGAGGCCAUGGCAGCAAGGGCGAAGGCUGCGAUGGAACGACGACAGCGAGAGCGUGCAUCCUCCUCAUCCUCAGCUUCUUACUCAUCGACAGCAACUUCUCGGUCGGACGCCUCCAGCAAAGACAGAGACUCGGGCGCUGAAUUCAAGGUCAGGGAUGGGCGGCCACGCAGAAAGAGGCGCGGUCACGACUCUGAUACAUCUUCUUCCUCCGAUGAUGAUGCAUACCUCGACAAACUGAACGAGGGCUUGGCCGUCGAUGUACAUUCCAGGCGGCUGGCUCGUGAAGCAAGAGAAAGAGACAGAUCGGGACAGUAUUACGGAAGUGACGAGGACAGCUAUGACGACGAAUACAGUGAAGAUGACGAUGAUGUGAGCCAAGGUCGCAGCCGCCGACGACGCCAUCGACACGGAAGAAGGGAGGACGAGGACUACGAUGACGACGAGGAGGAUGAGGACCAAGGUCGUGGACGACACCGUCGACGCCACCGUCAUCGUCGAAGGCAAGAUGAUGAGGGGGGAGAAGAGGAGGAAGGGUAUGAUGAUCGCAGACGUCACCACCGCCGCGGUGGACGAAGGCGCUGGUCAGAUGAGGACGAAGAUGAUGAUCAUGAUGACCGAGAGGAAGAUGGUGGUCGUCAUCGAAGAGGCAGAAGAAGACGAGGGGGCAGGUCAGACGAUGAUGAUUCUAUGGAGGAGCGUGGUAGGGGAAGACGCAAACAGCGACCCGGGGAGGAUGAGGACGGCAGCUACUACUAUGACUUGGACGCCAGCGGCAAAAAAGGCAAAAGACGAAAACAGGAGGGCUUACAGUAUGAUCGAUACGAGCAUGCAGUUCAGGAGCGUCAAGUUGGCGUCCGACGUGGCCGUAGGAGCUCACAGUUUUUCCACGAUUACGAUGAUGAGGGUGGAGUCAUUGGUUACCGUCACGGACUGCAUCAUAGAACCCAGAGUGCAGGCGGUUACUACCCCAGCGGCUUCGGUCCGAGGGCAGCAGCUCCGCGCACCGUUACGAAUCAACCACAAGCUCUGCCAGCAGUGCAGGUUCGUCUCUGGCAGCCGCUGGUACGGACCGUGGGCAGAACUCCAAAAGUAGGAAAGGAUGUUGUGGAGAAAGUGGUAGUGAGUGCGGAAAGUGAAGAAGAACAGACUCCAGCAACCUCAGCCAAGAAUAGGGACGAUCGGGGGAAGAUUUUCCGAAGAGACAGCAGUGCCGAUGAAUCAAAGCAACUGACAAGUAUGGAACGAAAAGUUCUGACCGAAGAGAGUGCAGUGAAAUAUGAGCAGGUAGAUGACGGGGAAAUGGUAGAGAACGCAGAGACACGCACCCAUUCUGACGUACAGGAAGUUUCAAUAGGGAAGAUCGCUUUCUCAAAGUUCCGAGCGGAAAAGCUGAUACCCGCCAACAAACUUGUACAUGCCAUCAAGCGCAAGGCUAAAGAAGUAGCGUUCAUCUCGCCAGAGAUGCUAGAACGACGUCAGAAGACACGCAAGCUGCUUGAAAAGAUGCAGCAUCAACUUGGUAUGGCCAGUGGUGAGGAGGGCAGUGCCAUGCAUCCACUAACUAUCGAUCAAAUCAAGGAGGCUUUGCAAAAUCCCGAGUUCGCAGAGAUAGCGAAGGAAUUUCAGCAACUGCAGGGAACGUUAGUCUAG
Messenger RNA from Spirometra erinaceieuropaei, 46305 nucleotides. The record is from the annotation of a GenBank genome assembly. NCBI's taxonomy places the organism in Eukaryota, Metazoa, Platyhelminthes, Cestoda, Diphyllobothriidea, Diphyllobothriidae.